CCCCCCUGCUCUAACCGAAUGGUUUGCCUCCAGCAACAUGGCCGCGAAAACCAUACAGCGACGGUGGCUGAAAAGGACCACAGGACGAGGAGACGCAUAGUGAUGACGUCAAGGUGUCGUUCUGGCUGUUUGCGUCUCCAAGGAAACAGGACGCUUCCCCGUGGAAUCAAGGCGGCAUUUGAAACACCAGCAGGAGGGAACAGAUAUAGGUGCUUGAAUGUAAUCUCAACUACAAAUAUAUGUAUCACUUUAUCUAUGUAUAUAUACACCAAUAUAUAUGUCUGUAUCACUUUAUAUAUAUAUAUAUGUAUAUAUCCUCAUAUUAUGUCCUCUUCUGCAACUGUCAUUAGUCUAAUACUAUCCUUACCUUUUUGUGUCACUAUACCCCACUCCCUCUAGCAUGUAAGCUCAUUGAGCAGGGCCCUCAACCCCUCUGUUCCUGUGUGUCCAACUUGUCUGGUUACAAUUACAUGUCUGUUCGUCCACCCAUUGUAAAGCGCUGCAGAAUUUGAUGGCGCUAUAUAAAUAUCAUAAUAAUAAUAAUAAUAAUUAAUGUACACACACUUUAGCUAACUCUCCAGGUUCUCCAGUAUCAUAUGUGCGUAUGUUUCCAUUUGUUUUGCAGGAACAAGAGAAAUUAUUAAGUUGGGAUGACCAGUUAAUGUUCGGAGUGAAGUAAAAGGAUUGGGUUUUUUUUGUUUUUUUUGCCAAGUUCCUGAUUUUUCACUGAACUUUCAUCGAUUCUGGCAACCUUUUCUCCUCAAUUCUGAUAGAAUCGUGAAAAAUGCCUUUGAAAGUUGUGGUUGAGCUUCAGAUCCAUGCGGUGAGAAUACUUCUAGUAUUAUUAAUCAUGUUAAUAUUAUGUUUAAAACUUGAAGUGCCCUGCACACGACACGUGCUCAUGCAGCAUUCCUCUGUAGAUGCCCAAAUGUGUAUGGGCAUAUAAAUUAUUCAUAAUGGGGUGGCAAAGUUGUCCACAACAUGGAAGUGCGUUUUUCUUAUCCUCCCCACACUUUAAAGAACUGUAAUUUUCCUGGAAGUAACAUUUCUCCUAUAAGUUGGUAGGAGGCCCCAGAAACAGCAGGGUAAAGCCCAUAUAUCAAAAGUAAUGGGACCCCAGUCUCCUUGUUAUGUUACUGUGUUUAUGUCUUCAUCCACUGGCAUGGCUCUUUUCAUGGAUAUUUACUAGCAUACACGGCCUAUUAAAAUCCAUACUGUCUAUGUAAUGAUAGUAAUUUCUAUAAUGUAAGAGAUUGAUGCCAGUAUAUUUAUGAUGAGAUUGUUUGCUACUAAUGUUAUAUCGCAUUUUGUUGAAAACCUUUUUUGAAAACCAUUUUGUGUGGUUUGAGUGCUUUCUUACUAUGGCACUGAUGAUUUUCUCCCAUUAAUUACAACUCUGGUGAAACCUGAAGGGGCCAAUAUGCCAGCAUCAGCAGGGAUUAAGCAGUGGGGUCAGGGGACAACCAAGGCAAGGCAAAGGUCAUUCCCCUGUUAUUGUUGGAAAUUAGGAACAUCAGUCUUUUUGUAAUAAUAGUCUAUCAAGGGUUUCAAAUACUGGAACUAUGUACUACUGUUAGAUCUCAGCUAAUAGUUGGACCGUUGAUUUUAAAAAAGUGAUUCAAUGUUGUCACUCACUGCUCUACCAAGUGUACAUAUUUAAUCCAACUGGAGUGGUAUCUGUAGUCUACACUGACCUACACAAGUACACUGAUAAUAUAGACCUUUCCAUCUUUAUAGAAUGACUCAAGUUUGUUUGAAACUCUCCCAAUUAGGUAACUUGUCCUGGGGUAUUUUUGCCAGAAAGAGAUGAUAUUUUUCUCAGUGUUUCUGUAAUGAACCAAAAUAAGGAGACCGGAGCACUUCCUGCUGUAUUUCCCCUGUUGUUUCACGAAAAGAUGAGAUUUGAAAAGGUGAGAAAUAUUUCCUACUUUUAUGUAUUUCAUUGGUUUUGUACCUCAAACAUGUAGAUGGUUUUCUUCAUUUCAAAUUAUAUGUAGCAAACAUGUAAUUUGUAAAGUUAUUAUUUUUGUUGGAUUGAAACAGUGAUAAUGUAUCCGAGAGUCCUUUGCUGAGCCAACUUUAAUUUUUAUGGUAAUGCAGUGGUUUAAACAAAAAAAAAGUAAUAUUUCUUGUCAGUUAAAAGAUGCUAGAAUAAGGGCUUUACCUCCAUAUGUGUGUUAACAGACAACUGGAUCCCAUACUGCAACAUCAAGAUAAGCCUCUCCCCGGUCGAUCGACUGAAAGAAACAUUUGUUCUUCUAUAAUAUAAAAGCUGUAAUUAGAUGUUGGGGUAAAAAGGUUUGAUUCCCUAGUCCCUCCCCCAAUUAUCUACUUUUAUAUUAUGGGAGAAAACAUUUUAUUUGAGAAUAGCUUGGGAAAAGGCUUUUUUUUUCUCGGCGCUCCAGUAUGGGAUCUGAUAGUGAUUUAAAUAACAGUAUUUUAAUAUUCUACUAAAAACCUUAAAUCCACACUAAGCUGGUAUGCCUUAUUGUAGUAGAGCAAAAUAUUAAAGGAAAAAUAUAUGGCAAGUAAGAAAUAAAUGUUGUGCCUUCAUUGUAAAAACACAAAAUCUUAUAAGUGUAGAACAGCUGAGCAUUAACAGAAGUAAUUUGACAUGAUAUUUUAUAACUUGGGAGUAUAUGCUGGACCUUGCCCAGUGCAUUAACAGUAUGCUCCAUAGAAAGUGGUGGGACAACCAUCAGGGCUUAGCUCAGUAGCGCUAAUGGAAACUCUUGCUUAGGAACCUUUGGCUUUUCAUAGUAAGUAGUGCAGGAAGGGAUAGUGCCCAGCAGACCCCAGGUAAGAAGUAAAGCCAUUCUGAAAUGGCAUGACUCCUUUCAAAAUGGGGUGCAACGGCUCUCCUUUUACCAUAACCACUAUGGUGAGCUGUAGUUGGUAUGGUUCUCUUUUCCGUUGUUUAUAUUUUUAUGAAACUCAAUACCAUUUUUAGUUAUACAUAAGAUAAAAUGGAGCAUGAUCUUUAGCAGCCUUUUCCAAUGGAUGGAGAUUAAAGGACAACUGUCAUCAAAUUUUCACUUAUUGUUUUUAAAAAUAUAUUACAUUUCAAUGAAGCUUGAUGAUAUAUUUUUUAAAAUACACACACAUAUAUAUAUAUAUAUAUAUAUAUAUAUAUAGUUUUUGGAGAAAAUGUUCACUUUGCAUUCAAUUGCAGGUUUUUCGAAAAGCCACCGAUCCUGCCGUAGUAGCACAACUUCUGGAAAGUAUGUAUAAUUUUAUAGAUUAUCAAUGGCUUAUGAUUUGUUCACUAAUGUUGUAUCCUCUAAUGACUGAGUCUUGCAAUACCGUUAUGUACUGUAUAAAACACAGCCACGUUGUUAGGGCUAUAUUUAGAAAUAAUAAUAAAAACAACAUUUCAUAAAAACCACCAUCUAGCCCCCCUGGGCCUCUCAUGCCUCCAUAAAUAUAGCAAAAUCUUACUGUAUUCAACCCAGAAGCUGUAGAUCUGCAUGCUGUUAGACUCAGAAAAACAAGCAGUCUGCUGACAUCAGCAGAAGUGGUAGCCAGAUCCAUUCACAGUGCUUCCCCAUAGGAUUGACUGAAACUGACAAAGAGGCAGAUCAGGGGCAGAGCCAGCAUGAUUCAAACACAGCCCUGGCCAAUCAGCAUCUCCUCAUAGAGAUGAAUUGAAUCAAUGAAUCCCUAAGAGGAAAAUUCAGUGUCUGCAUGCAGAGGGAGGAGACACUGAAUGUUUGGAUGCAUUUUAGGGAGCCAUGACCCAGGAAGGAUCUCUAACAGCCAUCUGAGGAGUGGCCAGUGAAGUUAUCACUAGGCUGUAAUGUAAGCACUGCUUGUAGUUGUUCUGGUGACAAUAGUGUCCUUUUAAAGUUGUGUUGAAUAUAUUCAGAUGGUUAUUUUGCAGCUGCAAAUUCUGUUACUCAAAUUUAUCUAAAUUCAGAAUAUGUAAACCAUAGGAAAAUGGCUUUGAAUCAAAAGAAGUUUGGUAGGAUCCCGGACAGCAAACUAACCUUAGUAGAAUACAUGUAAAAAAAAUUCCCACAGUUUGCUUUUCCAGAGGCUAAAAUAAUUAAAUAAAUAAAACAUAAACUGAGAUAUUUUGGAUGUAUGCCACAUUCUCUGAAUGAGGGUUAAAGGGACACUGUAGUCACUAUAACCAUUUGAUUUGAUGAAUUGGUUAUAGUGCCUGGUGUACCCUGUUAAACCAUGUCCGAGUAGUUUAAAACAGUACAAGGGUCCCUAGCCACCCACAGUCCAGCCUCUUUCCUUGUAGUCAUACCUAUUCAUACUGUCAGUUCUAGCUCUGAAAGGCUAAAGGCAGUCAGCUGACACUCCCUUAGCCAAUCACAGCUUCCCAUUGCUGCUCAGGCUAAUACUUCCUCAUUAGCCAAAGCAACAUAGGGGAUGGACUGCCGGGGAGUCUCAUUUAGCAUUAAAACAUAAAAACAUUAAAAACUGUUUAAUGCUGAAUUAAAUGAGGGUACCAGGGACUCUAGACACUAUGACCAAUUUAAUAAGGUGAAGCAGACAGCCUGCAGUGUCCUUUAAAGAGCACAGAUAGAGUAGGCACACUUGUCUUGCCAAUUCAUUAAUAAAGAUGAUCCUUCUACUUUAAGAGAUGAAGGCGGUUGUAAGGUCUAGGGAAGGCAUAGGAUGUUUGGCUACACCUCCCAUGAUGCUUUGCCAGCAUUAUGGGGGAUGUCGUCCAAAACAUCAAGAGUGCCAAAGGUUGCCUAUCCCUGGUCUAGGGCACUGAUGGCUAACCUCGACACCAUAAAUUGUUUCUUGACUACAUUUCCCAUGAUGCUCAGCUAGCUUUAAGACUAUAAAAGCUAGGUGAGCAUCAUGGGAAAUGUAGUCCAGAAUCAAUUUAUGGUGUCAAAGUUUGUGCCAUCACUGGUCUAGGGUGACCUAAUUCUGCAGGUGUGCUGGGUACAGCUUGUUAUAACUAUCUCCUGGUUUUUAGAAGCUCAUGCGGAUCGACACUUCUUUAUACUUAUAAAAAAUAUUGAUUGGGCCUAUUUAUUUAUUUACUCAUUAAUCCGUUUAACUGCAAUUAAAGUUUUCAGUUAGGCUCUCAGUUAACAACCCAAUACCUGUGCUCUGCAUAGGAAUCUUGCUUAUAUGGCAGCAGGAUUCCAUAGACCAGUAAUGGCAGAUUUAUGGAAAAAUACUUUUAAUAAAUAGUCAAAUUUGAUUGUUUUCAUCUCACUGCUCAAUCAGAUCUUUCAAUUGGUAUAUCAUUUGGUCUAUUAGACCCUUAGAGUGAUGUGUUCAUGUAUUUAGGACAGAUUUAAAUAUAAAAAAGAUUUAUGGAAACGUCCCAUAAAAUGUUUUACAUUAUCGCUACCUAAAACCAGCUUUUCACACAUUUUCUCAAAAUUACUUCUAGGUGCAUGAGAGAUUUUCCCCUUUUAUAACUUUAGCUGUACUUCUUUACAUAUGAUGAAAAUGACUUAAUAGCCAGAGUGGCUGUCUAAAUAUCCACAAGUCAAUAAUUAUAUGUACAAUUUCAGAAGUGUUAGAAAUGUGAAGUGUUUUAAAAAUUGUCCAUGAUACUUCCAAAUCGUCCACCUCGACCCAUGGCUGGAAAUUAUUCAUGAUACUUUCAAAUUGUCUGAGACCCAUGGCUGGAGUGUUUUAUCUUCCCCUUCAACCACUUAAAUCUGCUAAUAAUCAUGCCAUAAAAUGAGUUUCAGUCCCUUUGUUGUGUUUAAAGGACCACUAUAGUGCCAGGAAAACAAACUCGUUUUCCUGGCACUAUAGUGCCCUGAGGGUGCCCUUACCCUCAGGGUCCCACUCCCGCCGGGCUGAAGGGGGAGGAAGGGGUUAAUCACCUACCUUUUUUCCAAUGCCGGGCUCCCUCGGCGCUGGGGGUCUCCUCCCUCUUCUGAUGUCAUCGGCUGAAUGUGCAUGCGCGUGCCUAUAGUGGUCCUUUAAAGAUCUAUAUAUAAAUGCUGGUAAAGAGUACCUCUGCAUAUAAUGUAUGUUUUUUUAGAAGAACUUGUAACCCCAUUUGUUUGCUUAUUUUAAAGGUACACUAUAGUUACUAGAACAACUACAGCCCUGCAGGCUUUUUUUUUUUUUUUAUAAUUCUUUAUUUUAUUUGUGCAUAUGAUUAACAGGUGAGUUUGCUUUGCCACAACAGCAUGAGCAAAUCGAACUUUACACACAUAAGGAUAUCAACAUGGCAUUUUAGGCAUUGCACAUUUUUAUGUUAGAAUAUUAGGAUACACAUAAAUGUCUCAGCGAUAUGUGGUACAGGAUGGACAAAACAACAGUGACCUCAGUGGCGUAAGAUGGGUGUUCACAUCAAUUAUCAACGUUUUAGUGUUAUGAUGUUGGUGUAGUUAUAUUCAGCUACGCUUUUCUAAGCUUGAGAGAGGGGCAUGCGAUCUAUACAGUGACAUCAGGUCUAAAUGGCCAUUCUUUUUUCCUGCGUAAGGUUAUAUGUCUAUCUAUCCGAGUAAGUUAGGUAGUAAACAGUAUUUGUUAUCCUUGCUAAGAUUUAUCUAUAACAUAAAAUAGCUCCGUUAACAGUGGGAGUAAUGAACAGGCUAUAACAAGGUUAUGUGGGGCUGGGAUAAACACUUCCCAGUGUUUGGGUACACAUGGUUCUGCAGUUUGUGUAGUGUUAUAUGUGCCCUACUAGAUGUAGGUUGAACAAAGGCAUAUUAAAUCACGCGUGUCUGUGGAACACAGAAAUGUAGGUUUAACUAAGACGCACGCUCGUGUUGGGGAGACAAUAGAGGUGCCGUCUGGUGGCAACCAUGAUACCGUACAAGGUCAUCUACUGCAAGGUGAGUAACCUGAGCCGCGGGUCUUUACCCGCUUUGACAGUGUCCCUUUGGGGGCGUAUUGUCCAGCUGCCCUCACGUUUUAGGGCAUCUCUUUCAGCGUGUGUCCACCAGGUGUAUAGAAUUGUCCAGCUUGGGGGGAGUCCUCGUUAAUACCAAAGACUCUGGGUCAGUGUCCCUCAUAUGAAGAUAAUUUUCGCUUUAGCAAGCGGCUUAUCUGAUCAGCAAUUUGUUUCCCUGUAGGACCGGGUAAUCAAUCAAGUGGUGAGUGCCACAUACGGGUCGGGUGUACGACCUGUCGGUAUGAACGGGAUGGAUCUCUCCGGGUCCCAUGAAAGUUGGUGUCGGGGGGUAGCGCUCUUCUGGCCUGCCUGGAUGAGGGAGUCCGGCGGUAUGCCCAGUGCCUGUAGGAAUGGAGCUGCAUCGGUCAGUUCCCUGAUUUGGUAGGAGUCCGGCCCCUGCUGUACGGUGAGAACGUGGGUCUUCUGCCAUCGGUAUUUAAUGUCUCUUUGGCGGAGAAGCGUGGUAAGUGGCUGGAGGGAUCGUCGCCAAGCCAGGGUGUCUCUCGAGAGGUCGGUAAAGAAGCUCACCGCCAUCCCCUCAAAUUGGUACGGUGUUUUGCCCCUCAAGGCGGCUUGGAUUGCUAUUUUGUCCUGUCUGGUUUGAAAGGUAAGUAUAGUGUCUCGUGUGGCUUCGGUUGGCGCUUUUGGCGAUUUGGGGAUCCUGAAUAUGUUGGCAAGGACAAUCUUGUUAGCCUGUGUGGGUGACAAUAUAACUGCAAAGAGGCGCUUGAUCACCUGCGGUAGUUCUGUGUCCGGGAUCGUUUCAGGGAUCCCUCUGACUUUCAGAUUAUCCUGUCUCCCGGCAUCUUCCUGCUCCGCCAUGCGGUGUUCAUGUAGCUUUUGUUGCCGUUGGAGAUCUUGCACGUUUUGUCUGAGUUCCCAAAUGUCUCGGGUAACAGUUUCUGUUGCACUCUCUAGUGUGUUUAAGCGAGUUGUUAGCCCCUUCAGGUCGCCCCGUAGUGCCGCAAUAUCAUUAUGCAGUUCUUUAUGAUGGUCAGCAAGAAGCUGCGUGAGGACCGAUAUAGUCACUGGUGCGGUGUCUGGGUUGGUGUUGGUCGGCUGUGUCUGCUUUCCCAGCUUGGGGGCUGGCAUAUACUCCUCUCCGGAGAAGUCUUCGGAAAAGUCGGAGCAGCCGCCGUGGAGCGCCGCCAUGUUGGUCUCGUUAGCUUCGCGGGCCUGUCUCCACAUGUCGCCGAUUGUAAGUCCCUGGGUGUUUUUUUCUUUUGGUGUUUUUUUAGUUUUUCGCCCCAUGUCACACAGGGGUGUGUGGUGUAUCUUUGCUGUGGUUUGGGGGUGCCCAGCCUGGGUUUUUCCCGCAAGUUUUCAGUUUUUCUCACGGAGCUCUCUGUCCGUGCGACCGCUUGUCUCGGUGGUCAAGCUCCGCCCUCCCUGCAGGCUUUUUAAUGUAAACACUGCCAUUUCAGACUAAAGGCAGAGUUUACAUUGGUGCCUAAUAACACCUCUAGUGGCAGUCACUCAGACUGCCAGUAGAAGUGCUUCCUGGGUCAUUACUGCACAGUGUGGCGCAUAGCGGCAUUUUGCCAUGCAUACGCAAUAGCCUCCCAAUGCUUUCCUAUGGAAAAGUAUUGGAUUGGCUGAGAUUGUCAAAUUUUAUGAUCUUAACCACAGGGAUGGGGCCAGCUGCAGCGAAACCGGCUCGGUGCUAGAAAAAAAGGUAAACUCAUCUUUUUAAAGAGAGGCAAGGGGGGAUGGUGUCCUAAACUAUGUUUUUAGAACUGUAGUGUCAGUAAUACAUAUUUGUAUUCCUGACACUAUAGUGUUCCUUUAAGCAUUCGCUCCAGUCACCAUUCAGGCUCAUUCAGAGCCAUAGCUUAUGAGUAUAUCCCAAACAAUAUACAAUCGAUAAAUAAUAUAAAAAGCAAUAGUACUUAGCUUAUAAAGAUGUAUGACAGCCUCCCUAGGUCGUUACCCAAACAAGCGACCUAUAUCAUAUAUAGUAUAAACCAAAACAGAGAAGAUUCGGGAUAUGGCUGUGUAAAUCUACAGAGAAAGCAUAAAACAAAACAUAGUGUGAUAUUGUUAUAAAACACAAUAUUUCAUGCGCAGUAAUCUUGUGCACUCACAGGAUGUAGGCAGUAAAAGCGCUCUUAAGGUGCCUUCCCCAAUGAAAUGGGGGGCUAGCUGGUGUUCCUUAUCACCUCUGGAUCCUUGUUCCACCAAAAGACAUCCACAGGUCAGGGUUCAGUAAUAAAAAAUGUAUUUAGAUAAAAAGUGUAGUCACCAAUUCAGCAUAGGAUACAAAUAACAAAAGGUUGUCCUACGCGUUUCGUUCUAUAAGAACUUCCUCAGGGACCACAAUUAAAAACAAUAAUAACAAUGUAUCAAUGUACAAUACAUGAACAUAGGAUAUAGAACGCGUUUCGUUCUAUAAGAACUUCCUCAGGGACCACAAUUAAAAACAAUAAUAACAAUGUAUCAAUGUACAAUACAUGAACAUAGGAUAUGUUCAUGUAUUGUACAUUGAUACAUUGUUAUUAUUGUUUUUAAUUGUGGUCCCUGAGGAAGUUCUUAUAGAACGAAACGCGUAGGACAACCUUUUGUUAUUUGUAUCCUAUGCUGAAUUGGUGACUACACUUUUUAUCUAAAUAAAUUUUUUAUUACUGAACCCUGACCUGUGGAUGUCUUUUGGUGGAACAAGGAUCCAGAGGUGAUAAGGAACAUCAUUCAGAGCCAUAUCUGCAAAAUCUGGAAAUUGUUGCAGGUAUAGUGAACAAUGUCUGAAUUUUUAAGUCAGAUUGGGCCCGUACAACAGCGAAUGGUUUUGCCCUACUCGUUUCAGGGCAAUUUUAGUCAAUAACCCUGUUUGACUUAUUUUCAAAUGUUCGCUUGGUGCAAUUCCAUAUGUCCGAAUGGAAUUUCCAAAACAAAAAAAUGCACGAAUUUUGUCAUGCAUCAGUUGACAAAAUUCAGUUGGGAUGAACCAAAAUUAUUUAUUUUGGCGGCUUUUGAAAACCAUCUGUAACUUGUUAUAAUAAUUUUUUUAUGUGAUGCUCUAUUUUCUUUUAAAGGGACACUUUAGUCACCAAAACAACUAAAGCUUGUUCUGGUGAGUAGACUCAUACCCUUCAGGCUUUUUUCUGUAAACGCUGUCUUUUCAGUAAAAAUGCAGUGUUUACAUUACAGCCUAGUGAUAACUUCACUGGCCACUCCUCAGAUGGCUGCUAGAGCUGCUUCCUAUCUCAGUUUUGCCUAGUGUUCAUCACAACAUAUCAGUGUCUCCACCCUCUGCAUGCAGACACUGAACUUUCCUCAUAGAGAUUCAUUCAUUCAUUGGCUCAGACCACCACUGCUAAUGAUGUCAGCAGUCAGUUUGCUAUUCUGAGCCAGACAGGGGCAGAACCAGCAGCUUCAAGCUUGAAUACAAGUAAGAUUUUACUAUAUUUACGGAGGCAAGAGAGGGCCAGGGGGUCUAGAUGGUGGCUUUAACACUAUAGGCCCUAUAGCAGGAAUAGGCAACCGUUGGCACUCCAGAUGUUGUGGACUACAUCCCCCAUAAUGCUCUUACACCCAUAAUGCUGGCAAAGCAUCAUGGGAGAUGUAGUCCAAGACAUCUGGAGUGCCAAAGGUUGCCUAUGCCUGCACCCCUGGCCCUCUCUUUAAUGGAGCACUAUAGGGUCAGGAACACAGACAUAUAUUUCUAACCCUACAUUUAAAGGUUUAUAUUAAAGAUUUAGCAUUUAUUGACUCCACAAUUCAGUCCAGUCCAGGCACAGCCAGGGCACACAUUGUGUUGGAGGAUAGAGAGAAACACUGGAGGAAAUUUAUGAAAGUGUUGGGUUCUGAAAAGUGGUGCAAACAUGUUAAAAAGGAGGAGUCAAAUGCCAAAUGGUUCCACUGGUUUCCUUGGUCAUUGUCUCACUUUUAGUAUUUUGCACAUUUUUUUCAGAAGACAAUACUUAGGUAAAUGUAUCUUGUUGUUUCUGUUUCUCCACUUCUCUUUAAACUAACUGAAAGAUACAUAGGGCAGAGCUCAUAAAAAUGAUUCACAGAGAGCAAACAUAGAUACACUAAGCUCCAGGAUAGCAGUAAAUACAUAUAUGUGGAUUUAACAAUGUUUUAUUACUGAACUGUGCAAUGACUCCAGUGGUCUCCUGGCACCAUAGCCAGGUCAAUGAGAUAAAGUGGUUAUGAUGCCUAGAGUGUCUCUUAAUAUAGGGGACUCUAAAAAAAAUAAAAAUAUUAUCAUUAAGUCAUUCAAAAUAACAGUUCCCCUUUAAGAAGGGGAAAUAAGUAACACAUAACUGCAGUAUAAAAGGGGAUCUAUAACACAGUUUUAUAUAUUAAACAAGUAUAUAUUGUUGUUCUCAACUAACAAAUGCAUCAUAACAUAUAUAUCUUGUGAUUCAUUACAGAACAUAUGGCAAGAUUUGAACUAGUACAGCUCAGAAACCCAGGUACAUUUGACAAAGUUUUUGUUUUAUUUCAAAUGCUAUCACCUGCCUAAUGUCACUGUGAUACAUUGUCCCACUAAUUUAAUUAUGUGUAAAUCAGUAAUAUAUUGACCUGGGAACCGGGCUGGAUUUAACCUCCUUGCUGCCUAAAAGCCAGUUUCCUCAAUGUAUGUGUGUGUGUAUGUAUAUGUAAAAAUCGAAGGGAUAGUCCACACUCUCGGUCUUAAUAAAAUGUAACUUUUAAUAUUUACAUUAUAAAAAACAAUUGUGAUGCUAAACAGAGUCAACCUUUCAGUCCCUGUUCAGGACUUUCCAUAGGACAGCAUAAUGUAAGAUUAUAAACGGUGAUAUUUAUAAGUGGAAUAAGUGCUACAACUUACCCCAGGUGUGUAUCGCCCGCGUUCACCUCUGUCAAUUGCGCAUGCAUUCUGAACCUUCCCCGUGCCCUGUGAUGACGUGGAGAAGAGGUUAGACUCCGAUCAAUGAUGAUGAGAUAUACAAAACAAAUUGAUCGGAGUCUAACCCCUUCUCCACCAAUAGGAAUUAAGGCGUCUGAUGUUUCCAUGGUAUCUCAUAUCCUUUGUCUCAGCACGUAUCCACGUCAUCACAGGGCGUGGGGAAGAUUCAGAAUGCAUGCGCAAUUGACACAGGUGAACGCAGGCGAUAUACAACUGGGGUAAGUUGUAUCACUUAUUCCUCUUACAAAUAUCACUGUUUUGUAAUCUUAUGCUAUGCUGUCCUGAGGAAAGUCCCGAACAGGUACUGAAACGUUGACUGUGUUUAGCAUCACAAUUGUUUUUUUAUAAUGUAAACAUUAAAAGUUACAUUUUAUUAAGACCGAGAGUAUGGACCAUCCCUUCUAAUUUUGUAUACAUGUGACUACGGUCUGGCACCAGGCAUUCACAACUUUAUUGGAAUCAGCCUGCAUGCAGGGAAAUAUAUAUAAUGCAACUUGUUAGGGGCAUGAUUGACUGGUAAAUGUGAUAAGGUGGGUGGUUGGGUGUUAAGUGCUUGGAGACAAUGUGUAUAUGUGUGUGGAAGCUGCAUGUGAUGUUGCAUGUUUACAUAAGGAAUCGUUCGCACAUGUAGCAGAAUAUUUGUCAAUUUUUCAAUUAUUAUAUAACACUGAGAAACAAAAACCAGAAAAUAAUUACAAUUAAAAUAUGAAAAUAAAAAGAAGAAAAGGAAAAAAAGGUUGAUGAAAUCUAAUGCAUCCGACUAACAUCUGUAUUUAUGCUGUAGAGGGAAAAUGCCACCAAGGAUCACAAACUUUAUAGAAAGAAGGCCAGAUGUUAUGCACUAUGGCAGUUAAUUGAUCCAUUCAGUGAUUUUUGUCUACUUUAGCUCUGAUCUCUCUGAUCGAAGGGGCCAGUACUACCAGAAAUGAUGCCGCUAUCUAUGGGCAUAGGUAGAAAAAAUAGCCAGGGAUCCAAAUCAAAGGGGAGUUAAAUUACUUUUGUUUCUGUCCAUGCAGCCUUAGUUACACCUCAUUUUCAAUCAUAUGCUAACUCAAGUUAGAGGUUUUUUUUAUCUCCUGAUCUGUAAAUUGAACUUUAAAACAAACAGGGGACUCCUGCAGGGUCUAGCAGGGUAUUACCAGGGCGGGAGAUAAGAAAUUCUAAAUUAUCAGACUAUGCAAUAUAAGAAGUUUAAACAUUCAAUCUCUCUUUAGAGGAAGCAUUUAGGAAGCUGUGUAAGUCACAUGUAGGGAGGCGUGACUGCAUAAGCAAAGUGAAUUAACUCCUAAAUGACAGAGAUUAAAGCAGUGAGACUGCAGGGACAUGAUCUAUACACCAAAACUGUUUCAUUAAGCUAAAGUUGUUUUUGUGCCUAUAGUAUUCAUGUAACACUGUAGAUUUAAAAGUGUUAAUUCUUUUUUGUUAAAAGUUUAUAUGUCUAAAUGGAAGUGUUUAUAGUGUCCAUAUUUGGAAAUUAACUAUGUUUUUAUUUUAUUUUUUUAUUUUUUAAGGAAAAAUAAAGGGUUUAAUCAUAGAGCUAUUAUCUGUUUAACAUUUUAUCGCUUCAGUUACAAGUUUAAUUAAAAAAUGCCUCUUUAUUGCUUAAAUUAAACAGACUUUUAAGAAGCCAUACAAAUUUUUUUUUUUUUUAAAGUCUUUAUUGUCAAAAACGCAUAUUACAGAGUUAGAUAAUAGCCAUAUAUGGGAAAUACAUGGUUUGAAAUAAUAGAGGAAGGUUACACAUGUUGAGUAUAGGUCUGUUCUGUACCGUCCUGAGUGGUCGGGGGCUAUGACUAUUCAGGGUAAACAUGGUGGUGGAAGGGGAGGGAAUGUCUUCUAGUCCCGUUGGGUCUUGUCAUAGUGUGUGGGUCUAUCACUCGUCACUUUGCAGGGUGUAUAUCCGGUCUUCAUAAGGCCAGUACGUCGUGCCCACAGUGUGGGCUGGGCUUGUCUCAUUGUUGAGGUAGUCAAACUCUCGCUCUGAGAGUGUGAGCUGCGUGAUACUCUGUACGUGUUCAGUUAGAGUUAUGAUACUUGAGGGUGUUAGCAGAUGGCCCGUUUGGACCGUAAGCGUGCUUCUCUUGUGCGUCUCAUCCUAUUAUCGUCAUCUAGUGCGGUUGAUGCCUGUGGUGAGGGCCAAAAAGAAGAGGGGGGGACUGGAACUAGGGGUGGGAAAGGAUGUGGGGAGGUGGUCUCAGACAGACCGGUGCUGAAUCUAGACCGUCUCGUUGUAUGCGAAACGGUGGGCAAUCUCUAGUAUAGUCUUAAGUAUGGAUGUGAAUCAUGGGAUCUGGUUUGGUCAUGAAUUUUUCCCAGGGGCUCCACACCUCACGAAAGAGUGGGUAUGUGUGUGUUAUGGAUGCAUGAAUUUCUUCCAUGUCUUUAAUCCCAUCUACCUUCGUGAUCCAUUCUCUGAUUGUGGGGGUCUCAGGGUUUUUCCAUUUUGCGGGAAUGAGGGCGUUGGCCGCUAAGAGUAAUUGUGCUACCAGCGUACGCAUUGGCUUCGGUAGAGGCGUGUGUGGGAGCAAGAAGAGUAGGGAUUGGGGUGUUGUGGGGAGCGUCAGCCCCGUCACUAUCCUGACCAUUGACAGAAUGUGGUUCCAGUAUAUUUGUAUGUUAGGGCAGUGCCACCAUAUGUGUGCUAAGGUCGCCCCCUGUUGAUGGCAUUUCCAACAAGUACCCUGGGUCUGUGGGAAGAGGUUAUGUAAUUUCGCCGGUGAGUAGUGCCAGCGAGAUAUUCUCUUGUAUCCACUUUCUUGUAACCUGUUGCAAAUGGAGGUUUUGUGGAUUUGUGUAAGUAUAGUUUUCCACUGGGGUUCUGGGAGGGUUAUGUUAAGGUCCCUCUCCCACGCCUCUGUGAACCUGGGUAUCGACUUAUUAUGGUUGUCUUGAAUAAGUUUGUAGAACGUCGAGAGGUGUUUGGUUUUAACGUUCUGUGAUGUACAGUGUAUUUCGUAGUCUGUGAGUGUGCGGGAACCUGUUUUUAAUAUAGGGUUGGACUCUAUGAAGUGGGUCAGUUGUACAUAGUGGAAAGUUGUCAGGGUGGACGGUUUGUCUUGUGUUGUUAGUUCGGUGAGAGGGCGGAUAGAGUUGUUGUCUAAUACUCUCCUCAGUGUGAGAUAAAGCGCAUCGGCCGAAUCCUGGAAAUUUUGAUAGGUGGCCUUCUGUAAGCCCGGUGGAAAGAGUGGGUUGUGCGUGAUUGGGUAUAAGGGAGACGGGUGUGGGGAGAUGUUUGGGAGUUCUCUUAUACGUGACCAAACCUUGAGUGUAGGGAGGAUUGUGGGGUGGGAGGCAUGGUGGGUAAGUAGCGCGGUCAUGUUAGUUCUUUGCCACGGUAUUGUGUAGCGGGGUAUCUUGAAUGCAGCGCUUUCGAGCUUUCCCCAUUGCCUUGCCGGAGGACUGGUGGUCCAUUCAUAUAUCCUGGAUAGGAUGGCGGCUUGAUGGUAUCUUUCCAUGUGUGGUAGGCCUAGGCCUCCGCUGGCUUUGUGUUUGGUUAAAAUUUCGUAGGGGAUUCUAGGAUGUUUAUGUGCCCAGAUGAAGGUGAUGAAAAGUUGUCUUAAUUUGGUGAAGUAUGAUUUGGGUAUAGUGAUGGGUAGGGUUUGCAGUAGGUAAAGCACCUUGGGGAGUACUGUCAUCUUAAGGAUGUUAAUCCUACAGAGCCAACUAAAUUGCGGUUUGUGCCAGUCGUUAAGGUCUUUAUUAAGGGAUUGGAUAAGGGGUUCAAAGUUUAGGCUGAAUGUAGAUUUUAGGUCUGCUGGAAGGUGGACUCCCAAGUAUGUGAUGGCCUUGUCAGCCCAAGCGAACUGGUACAGGUGUUGCAAGUGCUGUUGCCUAGGGGGUUCGAGUCUGAUAGGUAGAAUUUUGCUCUUGGAGAAAUUUACUUUGAAGUUGGACAUUGUGUUAUAGAGUGAGAUCUCGGCCAGGAGGGGCGCCAGUGAUGUGUCAGGGGAUCCUAAGGUGAAAAGCAGAUCGUCGGCGAAUGCCGCGACUUUAUAUUCUGUCUGUUGUACUACAAUGCCCUUUAUGUCAGGGUUAUCUCUGAUGCCAUUUAGAAAGGGUUCUAGGGUGAGUAUGAAUAGGAGGGGGGAGAGGGGGCACCCCUGUCUCGUACCAUUUCGAAUGUGGACAGGGUCGGACAGUUGUCCAUUGAUCCGUAGUUUCGCCGUAGGGGUCGAGUAAAUGGCUUGUAGCCACCUGGUCCAUUUAGGUCCUAUUCCCAUUGUUUUCAGGGUCGUCAGCAGUAAUACCCAGUCUACUCUAUCAAACGCCUUUUCCGCGUCGAUGGACAGCAAUAGACUGUCUGUCUGAAGGCGUUGUGCGUGAUAGAUUAAAUUCAGGAUUUUGGUGGUAUUAUGUUUGGCUUCUCUGUUUGGGACAAAUCCGGCUUGGUCCGUGUGUAUGAGUGUGUCAAGCAGUGGUCUUAGUCGGUUAGCCAGUAUUUUGGUGAAAAUUUUGAGAUCUAUAUUAGGGAGAUUGGACGGUAACUUCCGCAGUUAGUCGGGUCUUUUCCUGGCUUUGGAAUGAGAGUUAUGUGGGCUUCUAGGGCAGAGGCGGGUAGGGAGGCGGUGAGAGCUACUGAAUUAAAGGCUUGUUGGAAUGGUUCCGUCAGGCCAUUUGUGAAUGUCUUAUAAUAUUUAGCUGUGAAGCCAUCAGGGCCUGGGCUUUUCCCCAAUGGGAGUUUGCGGAACGCUAUUUGGGCUUCUUCUGGGGUGAUUGGGGCUUCUAGUGCCUGGAGUGCGCUGGCGGGGAUGGUCUGGUGGAUUCUAGAAGCGAGAAACGUUUCCACUUCGUGUUCAGGUGGGGGGGAGUCCCUGAGGUUGUAUAGUUCCGUGUAGAAGGCUUGGAAGGAUGCUAGAAUGUCUGGUAAUUUAUGCGAUACGUCUCCGCGUGGGGUUUUGAUUUUGGAUAUGAACGUCAUUUGGCGUUGGUUUUUUAGGGCACGUGCUAGCAGCCGACCGCUUUUCCCACUUUGGGCGUAGUAGGUGUGUUUGGUGCGUAGGAGGGAGUGUUUAACAUUUGCGUUGAGUAUAUCUCGCAGCUCUGAGCGUUUGGCUGUGAGUGUCGUGUAAGUAGUUAGCCUGGUAUCACGUUUGUGUAGGUUCUCGAGAUCUCUAAUUUCGGUCGUGAGGGAGUGGAUUCUUGCUUCUCUGAGUUUUUUAAGUCGUGAUGCCUUGGCUAUGAUUUCACCUCUAAGAACACACUUGUGUGCUUCCCAUACUAUGGACGGGGAUGCGAGGGGAGUAGUGUUUUCGGCGAAGUAGAGUUGGAUGGAUUUCCGUAGCUCGUCUACGGUAUCUGGAGCGUUGAGUAGCAAGUCAUUGAGUUUCCAUUGGAAUGAUCGUUGUGGGAGUGCUGGGAUUUGUAUGGUAAGAGACAGGGAUACGUGGUCCGACCACGUGAUUGGACCAUAGCUACUGGAGUGUACCAGGUGGAAGUAUCUAUGUGGUAGGAAGAACAUGUCUAAUCUAGAAUAGGUGUGUGUGACCGGAGAGAAAAAAGAGUAGUCCCUGUCUGAGGGGUGGGAUGUACGCCAGCAGUCAUAAAGCUGCGACUUGUCCAUUAAGGUUGCAAAUUGUCUGCGAGCCGAGGUCUGGUACUGGUUGGUUUGUGAUGUUGUGUCUAAGGUCGAAUCGAGGGAGAGAUUGAAAUCUCCGCCCAGGAGGAGUAUGCCUUCUGUGAAUUGUUCUAUGAGUUUGAGGUGUUGGCGUAGUAUUCGGCACUGGUGUUUAUUGGGUAGAUAUGUGUUCGCUAGUGUGACCUUUGUUUGCCCUAUUUGUCCCUUGACCAGGAGCAGUCUCCCAGAGUCAUCUGUCUUGUGAGACGUAUAUACGAAGGGUACUCGGGCUGAUAUUAAAAUUGCUACACCUCGUGCUUUGGCGUCCGCGAAAUUACUGAAGUAUCCAGUUGGAUAUCUACGAUCCCUAAUGGUGGGAGCUUUAUCCUUCUUAAAAUGAGUCUCCUGUAGGAAAGCGAUAUCAGCUUUGAGUUUGUGUAGUUCAGUGAGUGUCAGCGAUCGCUUCUCGGGAGCAUUCAAGCCUCUAACAUUAAGCGUGACGAUCUGUAGGGUAGCCAUGGAGACCCCAGGUAUGGGGUAGGCUAGCACCGGUCUGUCCUGCUGUAGGGGGUGGAAGGCGAAGGUAGGUGGUGGGGUGUAUUGGUGUGUUGGGGGGGUAGUGUGGGUAAACUAUAUAACUAUAUACAAGUAUAUUCAAGAAGCGGUGCUGUCUACAGUUACUGUCUCUAGACAAUAGGGGUGUAGACUGCUGGGGGUAUCCUUGGGCCACUCUCCUGGGAGGGCGUCUUCCCACCCAGGAAGACGAGUUGUCACCCUGGUUGGGUCUUUGACCCAAAAUAGGAGCCUAGGUUUCUGCCUCUAUGGUUGAGCUCGCUGUGAGUCUCUUCCCACGCACUUAAGCGUCGUCUUCUAUUUGCGGUGUAAGUACGGGUUUGUUGGGUAUCCUCGGUCGAGUGUGUAUCCGUGUACGUGAUGUUGUUAAUCAGUAUGGGCAAUGUCAUGUGAUCGGGACAGGAGUUAGCGUGUUUCGCAGCAUGUGUAAGUGUGGUUUGUGGCACACCACGGGGGGUUGUGUACAUUUCCGUAGUUAUUUGUAGUCUGUGGGUGGUCUGAUCGUCUCCUCUCCCAGGCUAAUCUGUGUAUGUCAUCCUGUUUGGGAAGCCGAUGUUGUUGUUUUUUUUUUUUUUUCGUUUAACAAUAGGGGGAGGGCAAGUCUGGUGUCUCAAAGCGUCACGACGUCAGGGGAGGGAGUACAUCACAUAACAGUACAACAUGUGCAUAUAACAUAUAUAAUGCAAUGUAAGCAAAUACAUUCAUAGACUUAUGGUGCCUUUAGGCCUUCUAAUAAAAUCUUAAGUGCAGCAGUGUACUAUGAAAGAUGCUCUUCAAAGUCCCCUGGAGGUCUCCUUAAGGGGGUGGUCAUUUAGGAGGUGCUUUGUCUAGAUAGAUGGUAGCACGGCAGGGUUUAAACCAUACUCUAAUGUUCCACGCUCUAUGUGUACCGUGUGGUUCAUUGCUUCUCUCCCCCGGGGGGUCUGAGGGAGCCCAGAAGCCCGCCAUAUGAUGUUAAGUAGCAGUAUAUCGCUAUUGUGUUUUUUUGUUUUUUUUUCCUUUUAUCUCCCUCUUGGUGUUGUCAGGUGGAGUGUUCUCGAUGGAGCUGGGACUCUGAUGACUGUAAGGGUUGCUCGGGGGGGGGAGGAGGGUCCCCUGUAGGUUGGUGGGCCUCCCCUCCCGAUCCCCCCGUGUCUGAAGUGGUAGGGGGAGCCCUUCCGGUAUAUGGGUUAUGAGAGUGUAGGGGGCGAGUGCUUAAGAAGGCGAGGCCUGGGAUGCCGAGUGUGGUAUGGAUUGCCACUCAUGCGGCAUUGGUGUUGUGUGUUCCCCCCUCCCCACCCGAUCCGACCCCCCGAGAGCGCUUCCCUAUAGGAUUCCCUCGACUAAUGGGCAUGGAAGGGGCAGCGCUCAGGUUCCCUGUGGUUAGAGUUGCCUCACCAUCAAAGAGGGGCUGGUUGUGUAGCAUUAACAGCGCAAUACAAUUGAUGACUAUAAAGAUCUACCUCAGGUUAAUAGUUUUCCCCUUUGGGAGCAUAAAGUGGAUAAAAACAACAUUAUUAAAGUUUGAGUCUUGCAGAACUUAGUCCGUGUCUGAAAGAGUGAGGUCGGUCCAUCACAUAUUAGAGGCAGGGUAGGUGAGGGAUUCAGGGCUUCUGGUGUGGAGCAAUGUUCCGGGUACCCUUACCCCUGCCUUCCCCCCCAGUGGAAAGGAGUAGGGGCUUCAACCUCCAUGACCUUGCGAAGGGCAAUGGAGGCGGGUGGAAGUCUAAGUGGGGGUUGGCUCGGAGGCUCACAGGUAGAGUUGGGUGCGCGUGUGGCCUCGCUGUCAGCUGUGGUUCAUAUACUUCGGUAGAGAUGGUGUCGUGCAGGAAGGUCAUGUGGGGUGCCACUGUUGUGUCGGGUGAGGGUUUCACGGUUAGUGUUGAGAGACGUCUCGUGCUGAUCUCUCUUCGACAGCCGUUGGCGGUUCCGUUCUUCUCUUUCUGGGGGUGGUCUGCCAGCGAGCUCGUUGCGGCAUGGCUUGGGUGGUCUGCUGCGUGAUGGGGCCAUACCAAUCUUGAAUCCUGACAUCCGGUAGGUCGAAGUCCCUCAGGAAAACGGGUACAUCUGCCAGCGUUGUUAUGACUCUCGUGUUGCUCUUAUAUGUAGCCGUAAGGGAGAAUGGAAAGCCCCAUCGGUAUUUUACAUUGCGGGCUCGGAGUUGGUCCGUGAUUGGUUUCAUAGUUCUGCGGGCCUGGAGCGUCAGCCAAGACAGGUCUGGGUAAAUUGCUAUAGGAUGCGAGUGGAAGAGGAGCGGCUGUUGAGAUUGUCUGACUGCCAUAAUGAUAUCAUUCUUGCAUUCGUAGUAGUGUAAUCGGCACACCACAUCCCGGGGUGCGUCCGUGGCGGCACUCCUAGGGUGUAGGGCCCUGUGGGUUCUGUCGAAGAUAAUUUGAGUGUCGAUGGGUCGGCCUAGUACUAGGUUGAAGAGCUCACGGAGCACUGGUUGCAGGUCUUCCCUAUCUUGUUCCGGCAGACCUUUCACUCUCAAAUUAUUCCUCCUCCCUCUGUUAUCCAGGUCGUCCAUAGACCUUUGCAUGUACGAGAUUUGUUCGUUUUGGGCUUUCAUGUUAUCUUGCAGUGAUGUAAUCUGGGCUUGUAAUGUAUCCCCGUCGUCCUCCAGUGCGCUCACCCGUUGUUUAGUGAGUUGGGUGUCGGCACCUAUUUUGCCCAGUUUAGUCUGGAAGGCGGCUUCAAGUUUGCCCAGCAUCUGGGCUAGAUCUCGUCUGGACGGGAGAGCUCUUAUUAACUCCCUGAGGUCCGUGUCGGGGUUUUGGCUCGAGCCCUCUGAUCCCAGAGGGCUCGAUGGUGGGGAACCCGCUGGAGACGAGUCGGGCGCCAUAUUGGGGCCUGUGGGGUCCGGUUGUUGCUCUGCUGCAUCGCGGAAAUAUUUAGUUAGGGCGCUCGAUUUCCCUGCCGGGGUCUUCCCCGAGGGGUGCUGCCCGGUGGUGCAACGUUUAGGGUGUUCCAUGGUUGAACUGGAAGCCCGAUGGUGAUGGAUUACACUUCGACGUGGAGGAGCUCAGCUAGCAGGCGUCCAUGCAGCUCGGCAGUUGGCUCCGCCCCCCAUGUUUUUAUUUUUUGUAUAGUUUUGCAGGUAUUUGUUAAUUGUAAAUUUAUCAUUUGACAAUCCCACUUAGGGCCAAUCCUAGGUGGGUGCAAAGAGGCAGAUCGGCAAGAUGUGCAACACUUGGCUCUGCCCCUUCAUGGUAGGUCCCGCUCCCUCGUGAUUGGCGUCAGGCGGCAGAGCUGGAAGGAAAAGUUUACAAGCUGUUUUCCUUACGGUUCUGCCGCUCAACGCAGAAUCUGAAGGGUUGAGUCUAACAAUAAAGGCCGGUACCUAAUGUGUAGGGGAGGAGCGUAGCACUGCACACCUUUCCAAUUCAUCUCUUUGCACCUAUCCAGGAUUGUCCCUGAUUCUACCAUAUGUGUAUUGUACAGUGCUUAUAAAACACAUGCUGUAGUAGGAUUUACGAAUCAUCUGUAAUUUAUUAUAAGUCAAGUACUACAUAUGUAGUAAAUUAAAAUUGUACUCUUAUGUUAUCCAUUCCUUUUCUGGAAAUUAAUUAAAGGGGCAUUUUAUGCGCUGUAACCUCUACAGAUUAAAGUAAACCUAUAAUUGAAAAAUGUACUUACCUUAAAUCAUUUCCAUAUACAUUGAAUAUACCAUAUAUAACUAAAUCAAAAGAUUUACUUAAUUUUCCUACAUUUCAGCUCCGCUACUAGCUGUUCUCCACCUCUGUUAUUCUUUGAUUUGCCUUGCUUUGGACAGAUGCCCAGGCAGGGCAAAGGACAAAUCUCAUCAGUGACGUCGGCAUGCUGGCUUCAUUGUCAAUGUGCCGGCUUUAGUGUCAUGUCACUCCAUUCAUAUACUCCAUAGCUGGCACUGGCUUGACAGUUUUCAUAGCGCCUGCUGCACAUGUGUCAAGGUUUUUCUCCUAAUCUAUAGAAUUGCUAGCAAAAAUAAAAUCUUAUGCUCAAUCUAAUUACCAUAAAUUGUUUGGGGCUUGACAAGUGCCCUUUAAAGAAGUGGCUGCAGUGCUAGGAGUCUAUGAGGUUGUUUCAAACCAAUUAAACGUAUCUUGACAAAUUCUGGGGAUUGUCUGCCACUCUAUAUCCACCCUCUCUACUUCUGACAUCAUAGUGAGGUAUUUUACAUUCUCAUUUCCAAUAUAAGUCUUUGUACAUUGGACUGUAUGCCGACGUCAUGCAAUGACAGAGUGUGAGUGCUGUAAUGUAGCAGGAUUUGACUGUCGAAUUGCUGCUCUACUUUCUGCACUGUUGAAUUUCCUUGAACUCUUUUAGUUAAUGAUGAUUCAGAGGUUCAUAAAGGGCUACAGCAAUUCAUUGUGUUUAAAUCCUGCUGUAGCACUUUUAUUUACAUAUUAUUAUUGCAUAAUGACAAAUGCCAUACAUACUCUUAUCCAAAUGCAGAAAUGCUUUGUACAAUCUUCUUAAUCACAACAAUCUCAGAAAAAAGGAAACAUAUAUUCAAUGCGUAAAAAGAGAUUCCUGAAAAGGAAACAUCCAUUGUAUUUUUUUUUUUUAAUUUUCAUGUGAAUGUGAUUUCUGAUCUUUGUCUGUAGGUGUUCAGAACAAAUUACUUACAGAAAUUGCAAGAACAUUUCUGAUGUUGAGUGAUGAUAGAUUUUUUUUCAUCAAAGGGGAUUAUAAAUAGUAAAGGAAGCCAUUCUGAACUAAACAAUUAGUUCAUCUGUGCUUAAAGCUUGACCAAAAACACUUCAAAGCUGCCCUGAAAGGUGCAAUUGUUUAUUUCUUCAUCUGUGUGAUAGCUACAGACACAGAUUAAGAACAUGAUGUUCCUUCAUGUGACAUCUGGCAGCCAUUGGCUCAUUAUCAUAUUCAAAAGCACCAGAGGCCAUAUAGUCAUGUUUUACUGAUCAAAAACAAACUAAGGCCACUUAAGAAGGAUAAGAGAAACAAGGUGACUGCAUAUGUUACCUGUUAGAGCCACAUUCAUUAUUUCUGUGUGCUGUCAAAAUCAGAAAGCAAUCAUUUUCUGUUUCAGAGGAGGUCACUAGCGUGUGUAGAGGAAAUCUUUUGAUACCUGUACAUCUGUUGUAUUGUCGAAUUGCAGUUACCUACAAAAACAAAUCCAUUAAAUGACAUAUUUGAAAAAAAAAUUCUAUUGGUUUGAGUAAUCAUCACAAUGUAUAUUCAUUGGGCUUUGACCUUUUUUUUCUUUUCUUUUGUUUGUCAAUCACUUUUUUAUUUAAGGCAAUGUUGAAAAACAUUACAGAUAAUACGGAGUUAUAACAGGCAUAUGGAAGCUUUGCUUGGAUCAAAACAUGAGUAGUGCAAGAUUAAUAGAACAUACAUACUGAUAUAAUCUCCCAACUAAUACUGCCCCUUUUUAUUUUUAAAGAAAUUGGAAGAAAACAGGCUAUCAGAUCUGUAAGUAAGUAGUUAUCAACAAAAAGUAUGCUAAAAGCUUCUACAGAAAAAUCACAGCCAGAAGUUAAAUAAAAACAUGCUAGUAAGUUAGAAGACAGGUUGCAUGUAAAAUAGUUUUACCACUGGGCAUCCCAAGACAGAAAAGUGUUAACUAAGAAAAACAACAGAAAGUAGUACAUCAGUCUCCCAGGGACUGUAGGUAUAUUAUUAUGCACAAUAUGUACUGCGCUUUCGUGUGUAGUCAACCAAUGCCACUGGUAGGCUUUUACAGAGAGGUCAUCUCCAUGUCAGGCCCAUUUUCUUCCGCUUUGGAAAUUUCCAAGAAUGCUGAGUGCAAGUGAGGCCCACUCCGGAAGAACUCCGCUCCUUGCAGCUUCGAGCCAAGGCUUUAACGGGAGCCAGAACCCCUUGUCUGAAGAUUCCCCUUCUCUUUGCGGCAGGAUCACAGCUGGGAACCCCUCUGGAUGUUCGCAUGGUGGGUCGGCGGAAGAUCGAGGAGUCACUGCAACUGCAUGGCCAUUGUACAGCGCUACGGAAUUUGUUGGUACUAUAUAAAUAAUAAUAAUAAUAAUGGUUCCCAGGUGUAGAAGGUAAGGUACGAUGGCGUAUGCGGUGCCAGAAUGCUUGGCAGAUCUUAUCACAUUUUGCUUUAAAGGCCAUCCGCCAUGCCAGGUUUUCCAGGCUUCUAUUGUGCUAUCACAGCUCCUGUGCGACAGCCAUGUUAGGAAUGCCACUUCGCCUUUGGCCCUGUAGGUUGUCGAUUGGGCACUGUAGAGACUCAAAAGUGCCGAGUGUGGGCCGGGUUAUCGACCACCGGUCCACCACCAGUAAAAAGUAGGGGAGUGGGGAAACAGGGCUGCAAGAUCUCCACUGGCAGACUGAAGCCUAUAGCCAACAGAUCAGCCGCCUCUCCCAACUACCAGACCAAAAGCCUCAGUAGGCGUCAAGGUUGAGCACAGCAUGUAUCCGUCCGGGUACCCGAAAUCAGGCUGAAUAUGUGGUAGCUUAAGGUAAGGGUGAUCCCCGGUUAAUGUUGAGCCGUAUCUCAUCAAAUGUACCAUGGUGUUUUCACGAUUUAAGUUCAAAAAAGCUCUACCCAGAGAAGGAUACGUCUGACCAUCUUGGUUGUCAGCUUAGGCUGCUAAUAAAGUGUAACGAAUGUGCUUGAUUCUACUGAGAAAUUUUGGUUGUCAUAUGUUUUUCUAUAACUUUUAAAUGGCUAUCUAAUUACUAAAACAUAACCUCUAAAAUCUCACUCAGGUGGGUAAAUGGUAAUUUGAGCCAUGAUGAUGAAUAUAUGUCUUUAGAGACAUGAUGCAAUUUGUACUUUCGGAGCACUUGAUAUCUUGCAGAGCAGGGGUAUGUACAGACCUGUCAAGUUACAUGAUUGGUAUGUGACAUACAAAUUUCCCUCUGUUCUAUAAAUCAGGAUUCUCCAAACUCUGGUCUUCAGAUGUUGCUGAACUACAACUCCCAUGAUUCUUUGAGUGAAAUAGAUAGCCAGAGAAUCAUGGGAGUUGUAGUUCAACAUAUGGAGGGCCAGAGUUUGGUUGGUUGUAGGAGUAUGUAUGUGCAAUGUUCCUGCUUCAAACACUGCAGAUGCUGAGUUAUUAUUAAUUGUGUGCUGUGGGCAAAUUGCACCCAAAGCACACGUGACUUAGGUAGCCCAGAACUCUAUUUCAGGCUGUAUAAUGCCAAUUAUGUGUAUAUUUUGUCUGUCAUUAGUGCACAUAGCAAGCUGGUGACUGACGUGAUAAUCGUCUCCCUUGCAGGCAGAGUGUCUUCCUCCCUCCCACUGUGUGCACCCUCAUGCCUCCCUCCAUCGCACACAGGUUUUUAUUAAUAGACAUUGCUUUGUUGAUAUUAAAUUCAGACAUUAGGUGGCAGUACACUCCAGAUCUUGACAUACCUCAAUACCAAAAAUAAAAACAUGGGCUGUAUGGUAUGGUACAGUAGUUUAUCAAUACUGGUGAAUUUUAAAGAUAGAUUUGAUUAAAUUGUGAAGUAAAAAAAUAAAUAAAUGAACAAUAAUGUUUCAGUUUAUUUUAUGCCAACUCCAACCUGAUUGGCCUCUGUAAAUGUAUAGGCUUGUGGACAUUUUAAAGUUUAAUUAAAAUUGUGUUCAAGUAUUCACUUAACUGAAAAUCAGGGAGAAUUGACAAAAGGAUUCUGAAUUUCAGGUCAAUAUAGCUGAAUUGGAAAAUAGCUGAGAUGGAAAUUUUUCCAGUUUUGGUUAUUAAUGACCUUUACAGGGUUAUAAAUUGUGAAUUGUCUGGAGGUGAGUGUCUGGUGGUAGUAAUGUUGGUUAAUCUCUCUGAAAUGGAAUACUGGUUAAAGGGUUACUACAACCAUUUGUAAAUAAACUUUUUUUUUUCUUUUUACAUUUACACUGCCCUACUGGAUAUUACUUAUUAACCCCUCUCCCUGUUAUAAACCUGUAAAAUAAGGCUUCAUACACCUGGACUCCAGCCCUAAGUGAAACUUCGCUACCUGAUUCUCAAAUCCCGUCUGGCAUCACUGCUUCCUUCUCUAAGGUCCAACCAAAAGGUUCUCAUAGAAUGCCCAUGCACUCUCUCUGUGCCGGAAGGGUACCAGUGGGGGUGGACAAAAAGGGAAUUAAAAAAACCAAAACAUAAGAAAUAUGAGAAUCGGGGAAUGCUCAAAUGAGAGAAGGAAGGGAGAUUCAAGCAUCAACACUUUACUGAACAUAUUCACUGCAAGGCUAAAUAUUUGUUAUUGUUGUUUUUCAGCUGGUGACAUACUAGCAAGCUAUGAAGAAAAUAAUCGAGACUUCCUGUUUCCUGAGCCCAAGCUGACACCUCCAUACCCAGGAGUGGGCCGAGAGGUGCUAAUGAAAACUGCCCAUGGAUUCCCAGUGAGUUGUUCUUCUCUUACCAAUAUAUAUAUAUACACACACACAUAUAUAAAAUCCUAUUUGGAUUCUGAUUGAUAGAUAUAUAUCAAAAUCCAAAAAGGUUACUAGGUUAUAGUGGGGGGAAAUUGUGAUUGAAAACCCCUUCCACCUGAAGUCUGUGGAUAGUUAAUACAAUGUAAAACAAAAAUCUGCACACCAGUCAAGCCAUAAGACUUGCUUUUCCCACGGAAAUCACAAAUCUGCAGCGAUGUUACUACCGCAAAGGAUUCUGGGCAUAUGCAAAUUAGUUUAACAAAGAAUCGUAUUUGUGCCUCAUUCCAUUUUAAACAUGGAUUAAUUUGAGUCUGUGUUUGCUGUAUACAACAGCUUUGAAACACAACUUAGGAAAAGAUGCAAAGCCAGUAAACCACUCAUGGCCCUCCCUAAUCACGUUUCCAUCUGGAAGAUUAGGCAUUUGCCUAGCAACCAACCCAUUUCAGAGCAUCUCCUGACCUAUGCUUUCCUGAUUUGCCUCUGUUUUCCUUAUAUAUAUAUAUAUAUAUAUAUAUAUAUAUAUAUAUAUAUAUACAAUGCAGCACCUCUUUGUGAUAUAGAGAUAUUCAAUAGUGAAGGUGAAACAGGAGCACUUUAGGCAGGUCCCCAGCUUGGGAUACAGACCUGUACUGCUACGUCAUCCGUCCCUUCUCCACUGGCAGCACCACCAUGAUUCUUCAGGGUAAGGUCUUGCCCUCCACCCAAAGCAGAUAUCACCUCUUCUUCUUGUAGGAGAGAAUCAAUUCCUCAGUGCUCCCAACACAUCUUUACAAAAACACUUUUGACUCACAGGUCCAAGUGAUUAAGCUUUCAACAUACAAGUCCACAGACUCUGUCACCAUGCCCCUCCAAAUAAAAGAGACAAUACUCAGGAGGCUAAGAAUCAGAAUACUUUAUUUACUACAAGGACUAGCCCUAGCAAUACAUCAUUCAGCUUGCGGUGAGCCACACAAACUUAGAUGCAAAAUAUGUAAGAUCUAGCUCAAAACAUUUUCACCUCAAUAGUAAUAGAGAAGGACUGACAAUCUCAAAGGCUUCCUGUUCGAAGGCACCAACAAAGCCCUGUGUGAUAUAAUGCUAGAACUCUUCCUGUUCAUUUAAGCUUAUUGCCUAAUUAAAGCAGCUAUUUUGUAAUGCAUAAAAUUUUGAUGACGUUACGUUUUUGGAGCACUUACGUGCACACCUGUUUGUGAAACUUAAAUACCAUGCACCAAAAAUUAAAAAUAAAGAAUUGAAAAAAACUAAUUCUGAUGACGUUAACAUGGCAAAGUCCCUCAUAGCAUUUAGGGAUGCCAUAGUCUGAUUUUCUAAUUACAUUUCAGGGUUUGACAAAUCAAAAUCUAUGAAAUACACCAUGGUAUGAGAAUAAAUUUCAAAGGCAAAUUCCACCAGAUGCAACCAUACUGUGACUGUGUCUUGAUAAGCUUGCAAAGAUGUUAUAUUUUAUAGGCAGGGAAUUAGAAUAAGUAAUAGCCUGUAAGCAUUGGAGCCAAUUUAUUAGAUAUGCAUUGUUAGCAACAAUGAUUAAAUUAUUAAAGGAACGAUAUAGUCACCUAAACAACUUUAGCUUAAUGAAGCAGUUUUAGUGUAUAGAUCAUGCCUCUCAGAUUUUACUGAUCAAUUCACUGCCAUUUAGGAGUUAAAUCACUUUGUUUCUGUUUAUGCAGACCUUGCCACACCUUCCCUGGCUAUGAUUGACAGAGCCUGCAUGAAAAAAAAAACUGGUUUCACUUUCAAUCAGAUGUAAUUUACCUUCAACAAUUUUAUCUCUUGCUAUGUAAAUUGAACUUUAGUCACAUACAGGAGGCUCUUGCAGGGUCUAGCAAACUAUUACCAUAGCAGGGGAUAAGAUAAUCUAAAUUAAACAGAAUUUGCAAUAAAGAAAGGAUAAACUUUAGAUGACUCUUUACAGGAAGUGUUUAUGGAAGGCUGUGCAAGUCACAUGCAGGGAGGUGUGACUAGGGUUCCUAAACAAAGUGAUUAAACUCCUACUGGCAGAGUAUUGAGCAGUAAGGCUGCAGGGGCAUGUUCUAUACACUAUGCUUCGUUAAGUUAAAGUUGUUUUGGUGACUAUAGUGUCCCUUUAAAUAUAUAUAGCAGAAGCAUAAUCCAUUCUAUUGUGCUAUAAAUAUUUCUCCUUUUCUACCGAGAUAAUAACAAUAAUAAUGACUGAUCAUGAUGGUAUAAGACCAUUGGGCAGUGGACAUUCGUUCUUUGCUACUGUAAUUCAUUCCAUGUGAUAGCAUUGUUACCUCUCUAAUUGUGCUCUUUGAUCUUUUUCUGCCCAUUGCCCAGAUUGUAAGUCCUUGAGUACACAGAUAUGUCACAUUAUUUACUGCAUUCACUUACCCCCUUUGCCAGCUGUGCAUACAGCAUGUAAUCUAAAUCCGUUUUUUGCAAGUUGUCAUGGAGUUCAGAUAUGUCGCAGUUCAAUAUUAUGGUAUGGUGGUUUACAAAAUUAGAUGCUUAAUCAUUUGUAUCUUGGCAUAUCUGAAUUCUAAUAGACAAACUUGAAACUUUCUUGUGAUUUGCCUAUCAUGCUGUGGUUCCCUUACUGCCAAGUUCAGAGCUCAUGUUAAAUUAUACCAAUUCAUUGUGUUAAGAUCCGCUGUUUAACUCAAUAUUUUUGUGUGGUGUACACAGAAUAUAAUAAAGUUUAGAAAAAUAAUUUGUAACAGUUUAAAAAAAAAAUGUAAUUUAAAAAGUUUAAAACCACGUUUAAAUAAUUUAUGUAGUUCUGACAGAAAUAUGGUAUUGAAUAUAGUUUUAAUCUGUCAAGAACAUAUUUUUCACAUGCAUGUGGCCAUUCAAAUAACAGCAUUUUAGAGGCCAUCAUCAGUUUAGGAAUUAAAGGAACACUAUAGGAUCAGGAGCACAAAUGUGUAUUCCUGACCUUAUAGUGUUAUAAAAACUAUGCAGGUGUAGCCUCCUCCCCCCCCCCUAGCUGCUUAAAGGACCACUAUAGUGCCAGGAAAACAUACUCGCUUUCCUGGCACUAUAGUGCAAUGAGGGUGCCCCCACCCUCAGGGACCCCCUCCCGCCUCUGGAAGGGGGAAAGGGGUUAAAACUUACCUUUUUCCAGCGCUGGGCGGGGAGCUCUCCUCCUCCGAUCAUCCUUCUCUCCUCCCCGUCGGCUGAAUGCGCACGCGCGGCAAGAGCUGCGCGCGCAUUCAGCCGGUGGCAUAGGAAAGCAUUAUCAAUGCUUUCCUAUGGACGCUGGCGUGCUCUCACUGUGAAAAUCACAGUGAGAAGCACGCAAGCGCCUCAAGCGGCUGUCAAUGAGACAGCUGCUAGAGGGAAUGGGGGAAGGCUUAACCCAUUCAUAAACAUAUAUAAAAAAAUGGGUUAACCCUAGCUGGACCAGGCACCCAGACCACUUCAUUAAGCUGAAGUGGUCUGGGUGCCUAGAGUGGUCCUUUAAAUAGGGUUAAAUCUUAUCUUAUAUUAUCUUUAUUCCAGCACUGUGUGGGUCUGCUGGUGCCUGCCCUCACCCUGGCCCCACUCCACCACCUUGGCUGAGAUCAGGGGAAUUGACGAUCUUAACCAAUCCAAUGCUUUCCAAUGGAAAGGCAGUAGAUUGGUUGAGAUGGUCAAUGCAGAUGUUCUCAGCCAAGGAGGCAGGGCAGGGGGCGGAAACAAAAGCAGCGCUGGCCAGUCAGCAUCUCCUCACGGAGAUGCAUUGAAUCAUCUUUAUGCAGAGCGUGGAGAUGCUGAAGUCAGUGCUGCACAUUGAGCAACGCUGACACAUGAAGCACCUCAAGUGGCUGUCUGAAUGACUGCCACUGGAGGUGUCCCUAGACAGCAAAGUAAACACUGCAGUGUUUACAGCAAAAGUCUGCAGGGACAUACUAUACACACCAGAACAAUGACAUUAACAACUACUUAUUACUAGAGAGUCUGUUAGUUGGUUUGGAUAACCAACUCUUUUAACAUGUGUUUUGUUUUUGAUAUUUUUUAAAGCGUCUCUGUCACCAAAAAUACACUUUAUCUAAUCUGCUUCUAUAUGGAUCCCAGUGUAUACAUCUGGUUUCUUUUUUUGGUUGUUGUUUUCAAAAUAAAAAGGACAAGUAGGAACUAUUUAUAUAUAUAUAUAUAUCUAUCUAUAUCAAUCAAAUUGACAAAACUUGACAAUGAGUGGAGCUUAAUGCAAGUUUCUAUUUCAGUUCUGAUCAAAUUUACACACAAUCCUCAGUAAAAUCAAUUACACAGAAAGGUAAACAGCAGACAUUCCCAGAUAUUGAUAUAAAGGUCAAUGAAGAAAAUAAAAUAAAUAUAAAUAAAGGCAAGUGGCAAGUAGGGGAGUAUAAUUAUUAACAUACAGGGGGCAUAAAGAAAACCAAAAUAAAAAACAUGACUGGUCCGCUUUACGCAGUGAACAUAUGAUCUUAAAAGCUACACCAGAUUUUCUGAGGUAAGGAGAGAUUUGUCCCCCCCAUUCCACCUGGUUCCUACAUCACGUAGCCAUUUACAAAGAUAUUGUAUAAUAGCAUUAUAAUUGCAGAAAAACAAAGGGAUCUUAUAAUAACCCUCAUAGAAAUCCAAUUAAAUUUGCUCUCAAUGAAGUCAUCACCGUUAAAGGAAAACUAUAGCGUUAGGAAUACAAACCUAUAUUCCUAACACUAUAGUGUCCAAGUUGCUGAUUAGUUUUAGACCUCCCUUGUUUUCACCAAAAACUUACAAAAACAUUUUAUUUACCUUUUCUUCAGCACUGAGACUCCUUUGGAAGACAUACAUUAGAUGUGUAGUUAACUUUGUAAUGUAAACAUUGCAGUUUUACAUUGCAGGGUUAAAAUUACAGGGCAGCUGUACCCAGACCACUUACUUGAGAUGAAGUGGUCUGUGUUACUUUAGUGGUCCUUCAAAUCGGGUUCUUUAGCUAUGCCAUGCUCCCCAAAGACAUCAAUAUAGAGGUUGUGACAUUUAAUCAUUUCAGUACAGAUAGAAUAUCAAGGUGGUAACCCCAGACUGUGUUAUCAUUGGAAUCUGCCACCUUCAUCCAUUGAUUUAGAGUCUGCAAUAAAAUCCCUAUAACAGCACUGGAUCUAGGAUACUCUUGGAUGACUUGGCACCAGCACACCUUCCAACAAUUUGGGAGGGAACAAUCCAUGUGUACAAACAGGAAAAGCCAUACUGGUAAAUAUAUUUAUGUAUGUAUGUGUGUGUGUGUGUGUGUGUGUGUAUAUAUAUAUAUAUAUUCCUUUUGCUUGUUUGGUCUGGCAUGGCUUCUCCUGUUUGUACACAUGGAUCUACGCAACAACCUGGAUGCAAGUAGGCUUUUUUUACAUAGAUACAAUAUGGAUGAAUUUAUUUUCAAAAACAAAGUGGUGUGCAAAUACAAACUUAUGUACUUUUUUUUUAAGCUUGUACAUACAAUCGUUCAAUAUUCAAUAAAAGAUAAUCGAGAAAAACAGAAAUAGAACAGAUAAUGUGCAAUAUGUAGUUUUAAGUAUGUAAUCCAAGUAAAUAUUUAAGAACACUAACUCACACAGAAAAUAAAAACAUUGUGAAUAUAUAGUGAAUAAAUUUAGACUUUUUUUUUUACUGCUCCUCUUCCCCCCCCUCCUCUUGUGAUUACUUCUCACAUGAUCUGUAAAUAAAAUCAACAAUUAGUGACUGACCCUUAUCCAUUAAUCAUUAUUUUUCCCAUCAAUCAUUUCUUUUUUUGAUGCCGCUGGAGGAAUUCAAAAUCAUGAAUCAAAGGGAAAUUGAGCAUUGCGUGUUUCAUUUUUAAGUCAUUUGCCUAUAUUUCAGUAGGCAAAUUCGUCGGGAAUUCAAACAAUCACCUGAAGGGCCCAAAUUAGGAUGCAUUGCAGUUCAUAACAAAAUGAAUCUCCAAAUAUAAUAAUUACUACACACAGUUUACAUGACCAAAAGGUAGACAUUUCUGAUUGCAGGAUCCUACAUGUAACAUUUUGCUUCUUAGUUUAUUUACUAAAGUGUGACUUGUUUGGAAUUCAGUAUUAAAUCAAUUUCACAUUUUUAACCUAUGUAGCUGAACUGAAAACACAUCAUAACCUUUACUUUAAAGCCCAAAGAAUCCUAAUAUCUUUGCAACUUAUGUGUUAUGCCAAGGAAUUUAAAGUAUUUUUAGUGAACCUUAUAUGAAUACAGGUAUUUAUUUCUAACAACGUGUUGGUAACUUAUAUACUGCAUUUUUUUUACCAGGGGAUUGCACCAAAAGUUGAGUUUUCUACUAGAACAACCAUUAAGGAAACAUCACGUGAUUUAAAAAAGAAGUGUCACGUAAGUUUAUUAUUCCGGCUUUGUGAAAUAAGAAUAAUGAACACUAAUAAAAACAUUUUUUCAUUUUUUUUGAUAAGAAAGAUAUAAAAUGUUUUAGUUCUUUAAUUCUGUUAAGCAAGUUAGCCUGUAUUUCAGAGAACAUGGAUAAAUGGGUCAAAGUUUACUCAAUGAUGAGUCCGUGGCGAACCGUUCGCGAACCGUUCGGCGAACCGUUCGGGACAUCACUAAUGGUGGACAGAGUGCCAGGAGGAAGAAAUUAAAUUAAAGCGGAUUGGGUGACAACAUCAAGCAUGCAUUCAUAAUAAACCUGGAAUUCAAACUAUGAUCAGCAGUCAGAAAAUGCACAUAUUUUACAGUACACUAUGCUGUAAGCUGCUUACAGGCACAUUCAGAGAAUAUUUUAUUUAACAUGAAAUUAUAUAAUGUAGUACUCUUUUUUUUUUUCAAAAUACUCUCUUUUAAAGUUGUGCAUAUGUAACCUAUCUGCUAUCAGCAAUAAUAUGCAGCAAAGAUAUAAAUUGGCCUAUAAAUCUAGAUUUGGGCCCCUGUCCAGCCAUCUCCCAGGCAAGAGUGCGUAGAGGCACUCCUCAUGUGUGCUACCAUGAAAGAGUUUGGCCAGUAUGGCUGACAUGCACCUGUUUUGCAUGUCAGCCAUACUGGCUAACAAAUUACACCAUUAAAUAAAACAUUGAAAAUCAAUUAUAACUUGUUUUAACCUUAUUUUAUGUGAUGGUAUGUUUUCUUUUAAAUGUUUCAUUCCACCAGUCCCCCUUGUGUAUUAUUCCCUCAGGACCCAUGUGUCUCAUUUCUUCUCCUCCCUUCCGAAGUGUUUUACCCACCAGUGUUAAUUUUGGCGAAAAUUUCAAUUUAGUCUUUUGACUAAAAAGCCUUUUUACUUUUAGUUGUAUUUAGUCAUAUGAAUUGUUUUAGUUUUAGUCUAGUUUUAGUUGACUAAAAUCCGACUAAAAUUGUUAAUCGACAAAAUUAACACUGGAGUAAUCCCUCCUGGGAUCACUGGGCUCUUUCUGCACAGUUCAUAUGAUGUUCAUCCUAGCUACGGCAUCAUUACUUUACUGGGCACUUAGUGGAGCUGUGGAGAAUUAUCGCAUUGUGAAAUCCGCUACCUCGCUGCCACUUUUUUUUGGUUAGAAACCUACUGUGCAAGUAGGCAGAUGCUUACUCUGCCUAGCAAGCAACACCCUCAAAUGAGCGACGACAGUGGCAGUCUCCUAGGCUGCUUACACUUGCUUGCAUGAUUUUUUUCACAGCCGUUUGUAGGCCUGAAUCUUGCAACAAUCUGGCCUUACAAGGCUAUAGCCUGCUGGCUCCUGCUGUAUGCUUCACCAUGUUGACUGACAAGUGCAAAGGGCAGAUUUUAUAACAAUGAUUAAGAGGGAGCCAAGAUGCAGUCAAUUCCAGGAUGGAUGUCAAACUUAUUCAGCCUCAGCCAGUUUAUCCAAAACAAUAUUAUCGGGACAGUAGGAGUAAAGGAGGUUAAUGGAAUUAACUGCCCAAGUCAGGGGCACCUUCCAUAAAUAUUAGGCCCCAUGGGACAGCUGGCAGGGAGAGGAGUGUGAGGUAACUUGGUGCAAAAAACAGACCUUUCUCAAGUGGCUCGUCUGUCUACUACUAUUACUUGGCUUUUAACUUCCUUCUCUUCUUUCUCUUAUUCUCUUUUGUUUCUCUUUCUCAGUUGUUUUUCACCAUAAAAAGUUAAAAUUGGACAGCAAGCUAAAGAGAAUGAUGUUUCCAUUUGGAAGUACUGAUUGUUUCCUGUCACUUUGUUAAGCCCGCUAUUGGAUGUACUGACUAUACGCUAUUAUACUUCCUGUCUGCCAAUAAAUAAAGAAUUGGGGGGAAAAAAAGGAGAUUAACGGCUGGAUCAGAGGAGGUAGCUGGAAAGGCGUAAUGUGGAAAUGAAAUGUUCAUAUUUGUGUCUUUUCUAGAAUUGUCAUAUAAAUAGACCAUAUAUUUGUCUUGUGCUCCACUUUGCUGUCGCAGGUUGACCAUCCACAAGCCCGAAAAUAUUUAUCAAAAUCACAAGGUAAUUCAUGGUCUCCCGAAAAUAAAAGUGGCUCUACAAAGAGCUCAGAGAAGAACUAUAACAAUGCGACACUACCAUCAAAAUCCCGAUCUCCAUCUCCAUACACUAAAGGGCGAAUGUGCGUGCUUAACAAAGACAACCAAAAGAGACUUGCUCGUUUAAACCUGGGCAAUUCGGAGUCCAAGUCUAAUUCUGAAAAGAGACCUCCUUUUAUUGUUAGACACGUAAGUAUUGAAGCAUAUUUUUUAGCAUUACAACAUUUGUGAAACUUUGGUCUGUGGAAAUGAUCUGCUGUGUUUAUGUGUUUAACCCAAAGGUGGAAAGGUAGCAGCAUUUGAGGUCUUUAUUGUAAUGUGCACUAAAUAGUAUAAAUACCUCCCAACAAUAGAGAUGGGCGAGGCCCAGAGGGGGCGCAGACUGUGAUGUGACCUGUGCCAGCAAAAGGCAGGCCUGCCUGGAAAUCGGGACUCUCGUGCCGAAAACAAGACUUUCGGGAGUCCUGACUAUACUUGACCAAUACAUUGAACUUGAAUAAUUUGAAAUGUUGAUACAAUUAACUUUAGUUUUCUACUUUGCCAAGAAGACACCUGUUUCCUUUUUUUGUUUUUUAAUUGUUGAAUUGUGCAUUGGAUAAUGAACAUGGUUACCUACUUUAAAGAUAUUACAUAACCUACAUUGUGUUUAACGAUAUUGGGUUGAAACAUAUUUAGUAGUGUAGAAAGUAGACUCACUAAACGAUAUUACUUUUUCCCAUUGCAUCGGAGUCCAGAAUCUGUCCUCUUUACCCCAGGUUAUGUUUCUUUUGUGUACUUCUUCGUACACUAAACCCAGCUCACAGUUUUCAAAUACAACUAUUGCUAAAGCACAAAUAAAUCAUACUAACCAGCAUUACUAAGUGAAAUCAAAAGCUGAAAGCUACAGAUUAGAAUAGAUAUAAAGCACAUUUGAUAUGCCAAAACUAUAGGUAAGAAAUAUGCAAAUAAAGCUUUUUAAAACAUACACAGUUCUCACCACAAGAUUUUUCAAAUUUUAAUAUUUGUACAGUAGGUCAAUGGGAGGAACAAAUUAUUAUAAAAUAAUUAUUUAUGCUGUCAUUAAGCUUUAGGCUGGAGAAUGAUCCCAUUUUUAUUAAAAUAAAUAUUCUGCAGUGUGCACUGGAAUAAGGACUAGGAAGGGGCUGAAAACUCCCAGAUAGUGCUGGUCAAGUCGCAAUUUUUUUGAAGGGGCUGCUGUUCAUACAUAGGUUUGUUGUGCAAACACUGUAUAGCAAGACUUCAUAUAUUUAUAGUUUAGCAGUAUAGUUUGGUAGCUGGUAGCUUUACAGCAAGUGGGAGCACUGGUUGCAAGUAUCUUCAUAAAUUCUGUCUUUUAUUAACUUGUAUGACUAGUUUAAUUUAUGUUUUUUUUUAUUUCAUGAGGUUACUAGAAGUAUACAUAUGUUUGGCAGCUGUACGAAUGCUUUCUUUAGGGACAGAUCAGAGCACUCAGCAAAUCUGUCAUGGUCAAGAGGCAGAGGCUAACAUAGUUAUAACUGUUGGCUGACCCGAUGUAAGCUUACUGCAAAGGCUGCUGAAUAUGUUAUUAUAGUUUAAUGUGCUGAUAUGAAUUAGUAUGGAAAUACAGAGUUAUGCAAUGCCUUAGACUUACCUCCAGUCUGGGUGGAGCAACAGCAACCUGGUCACCCUCAUUUAGCGUUAAACUAUUUAAAAACAGAUAAACACUGUACAGUGGCACGGUGUCAAUGGAAACCAGACUUAAUAACCACUUCAACGAGUUGGAGAAGUUAUGAAGCCUAGAGUAUCCCUUUAAAAAUAGAGAUUAACAGUAGCCUUUGCUGCCCCUUUUAAUGCUACUCAUCCACAGCGCUUUCAGUCAACAUAGGUUGAGCAGGAUCACACUCAAUAAUGUGAUAAUUUAUUUUACACAUUAUCAGAACACUUGAAGAGAGGCCAUCUAUAAUUUCAUGGAGAAUCUUUCUUUUUGUUAAACCACUCCAAACCCAGGGGAUGACCCUCAUAUAUUUUUAUAUCACCAUUCUCACAGCAUUCCAAUUUUAUUGAGUAAACGAUUGAGUAAAAGAUUGUUGAUUUGAUUUUUUUGAGUACAGUUAUAUUUGUUACACAAAGAUUUCAUUAUUACUUAAAGGGACACUAUAGAGUCUGGAACACAAACAUGUAUUCCUGACCCUUGAGUGUUAAAACCACCAUAUUGCCCCCCUGAUAUCCCUUACCCCUGUAAAUAUAGCAUAAUAUUACCUUUAUUCCAGUCUGCUGCUGCUGGCUCUGCCUCUGAUCUGCCUGCUUGGCUGACAUCAUCAGAAGUGGUGGUCUGAGCCACUGUCAAGGAGGCAGAUUGGGGCAGAACCAGCACAAGCCAAACACAGCCUUGGCCAAUCAACAUCUCCUCAUAGAGAUGAGGAAAGUUUACACUGUGCAGAAUUGCCCCAGGAAGCACCUCUUGUAGCCACAUGAGGAGUGGCCAAUGGAGGUAUCCCUCGGCUGUAAUGUAAACACUGCCUUUUCUCUGAAAAGACAGUGUUUACUGCAGAAAGCCUGAAUGGAAUGAUUCUACUCACCAGGACAAAUUCAAUAAGCUGUAGUUGUUCUGGUGACUAAAGUGUCCCUUUAAAGAUAGUCCCAGAUAUGUGUAUACAAUGUUAUGGCAUACAUUUGCUAUGAAAGAUUACUGAGCACUAUAAUUGUAUAUAAUGUUGUGAACAAACGUAUAACUCCCACUAUUAAAAAAACAAACAAACAAACCUUGUCUUAUGCAGGUUGAUGGUUCCAAAAGUUUGGAUUGGAUUUCACCGCCGAAAUCAGCCAAGGCCAAAAAGCACUCUAGAUCAUCUGAUAGAUUAAAUCAACAUCAGUUAAGAAGAGGUAAACAUGCUAAAGAUUAAAGGUUCCCUUUUUGAUCUGGCUUUUUUUUACAUCACGUAGGACUUUUCAAAUAAUUGUCUGUUGUGUGACUCUGAGCUAAAUCCAAAGAAAAACUGGACUGUACUUGUAAUGCAGUGUAAUAAAAAUCAGUGUUUAGAUAUAACCCAAAUAAAAACUUGCAUUCAUUUAAUAAUGCUUUUUUCCUUUGGAGGUAUAUCUAAAAACAGCUUGCAACAGCUGCAGUUCUCUUGUCUCCUGCAUUUGCAAAUACUCUCCUAACCCAGGCCAGACUUUCUGUGGCUGUCCAAUCACAGACUUCCCAAUGCAGCACAAUGAGAAGUCUUUGCAAGGCGGGGGCUCUGAGCAAUUGCUGCGUCUUGAGUUUAGCACCACUGAGCUAGCCAAACCAGGAAGUAAUAGGACCUCUUACCUGCUUGAAAGCCAAGUUAGUUUUUAAAAGUGUCAAUUUCUAUUGAAAUCUGCAGCUUUUGCAAAAUGAAAAAAAAUAGGACACACUCUUCACACAUAAAACUUUUAAGCAAGCUAAAGUGCUUUACACAGGGCCGGAUUAACAUAGGGACUGAUGAUUUAAAAAAAUAUAUAUAUAUAUAUAUAUUUUUUUUACUGCUCUUCACAUGCUCUUACUUAAGUAUGGAAACUUAAGAGGGAUGGGGAGGGACAUUGUGUGUGCUUGCUGACAAUUAAAUUAGUUAAGGUAAAGCUGACUUUGUGCACUAUGCAAAUAAUCUUGCUGCUUCGGUCUCUCUAACACAGUGACAUGUUCCCUUUCUUCUACACUUAAUACAUACAACUUUUCUCUGUCCCAAAUUGUAUAACAGGAGCUUCUGCCUGCUAGUAAGAAAGUAGGGAGAGGACUGGACAAGUGAAUGCUGGGUGACAGUCCCUAGAAAAGCGUGGAGCAAGCGCAUCAUUACAAAUUUAUGCCAAACUCAGGCUGCUGUCUACAUAGUUACUUAGUUGGUCAGCCUGCAUGACUGGCUGGCAGCCUGACAUGCAUUCACGCUAGGCUGGCCUUUCAAUUCUUUGGGCAGAUAUGUCAUCUUUCUGGGCAUGUUUACCCCUGUUGGCAGUUCUAGUUACGUGAUUCGCAUCAGUGGCCCACCCUUUUACGCCGCCCACCAACAUCCUGCUUCACCGGAGCUGCCGUUAGGGGUUAUGGAUUUACUUGAAAGAUGAAAGCAAGAGAUUAGCAUAGGGUAUGUGUUUUCUUAUAGCUGCAUCUUGUGUGUUGCCCUCCAGCACCACCUCCACCACAUACAUGACACGUGGAAGGUAUGACUGUUUUAGUAUUUUUUGUCGAUAAGGUUCAGUAAUUAGACUCAUCACAAUUGUCAGCACCAGGCCCAAUGGGCUCUUAAUCUGGCCCUAGCUUUAGAUAUUGCUUUGUUAAACACAAAAUGCAAAAUACAUAAGACUUCAAAGAUAAUGGAACAAUAUUAAUCUAAACAUCAUAAAGGUAUAUGACUAAGUAGAAAUGCAAACAAUUGGCGCUUAUUUAAAAAUAUAUCUGAUGGGGAGCUACCUCUGGAUCUGGCAAGCCGCAGGGUCACGGAGCUCCAUUGGCGAUGCACACAAAAAGCCCAAAUAAGUGCAUAUAAAGAGGUAUAACCUGCCCAGUUUAACUCUGGUGUUCAUCCUCCAGUGAUGGGGCGGAAGACUAAGAAGCCCCAGCUGAAACAGCCCAGAUUCUCCGCCGAUAUCGGAGACUCGCUGCGGAGGCCGCAUGGAGAGGUGGGGCCUGAAAUUGUGGCGGACCUCGUGAAUUUCUCAGUCGCAUCAGAGGAUCACUCCCUCCACAACAUGGAUGAUCUAGGCCAGGCCUGCACAACCUUUGGCCCCCCAGAUGUUUUGAACUACAAUGCCCAAGAUUCUUUGAAUGAAACAGAUAGCCAAGGAAUUAAGGCAGUUUUAGCGCAAAACAUUCGGGGGCGGGGGGGAGGCGAAGGAGUGCAGGCCACCCAAGAACACUCAACCCACCGAGACUGUGCCAUCCUGUAACCACAGACAUACUCACCAGCCUAUUGGCGGACCUCCGUCAAAGUCUUUCAUCUGAAAUAGCACAGGUCAGAGAGGAUGUCAAAGGGUUCACACAGUCGAGCAGACCACUACAGCCCACACAUCACAAGUCAUAGAGCUACAAAAGAAGAUCAGUGACCUCACUUUGACCCAUGCAACCCCCAGCCACCAACCACCUGCACUGGAAGACAAAAGAAUGAGGAAACACCUGAAAAUCAGGGGCCUAGCAGACAGUCACUACUGCAGCACUGCCUCAUUUUCUACUCAGUCUUUUUGUGGCCCACCUGCCUCUUAAACAGGCAAAAGGCAUAAUGUUAGACGGGAUUGUCUGUCUCCUUAAGCCUCCAUCAGCUGCGGCUUCAGCUACUAGUGACCUACUGUUAAAAUUUCAGAAUGGCCAAGACAAGGCCACCAUCUUGAAUGCAACCAGAGGGAAAACGCCAUAGAGGUGCGAAGAAAUGGACCUUGCCUUUUUCUCCGACCUUUCCAUCACGACACUGCAGUGGAGGAAGUCCUCUCAUAUCACUCUUGUCGAAUCAAGGUGUUAAAUACUGCUGGGGAACCCCUCACAUUCUUAUCAUACAGCACCAGAAUGUGGAAUACAAAGUGUCCAGUGUCCGACACCUCACAGAUAGACUCUAUCUUGACUAGGCUUGGUCUGCAUCGCAUUUCCACAUCUACAACUCCAACUUGCUCAACUUGGAAGUGAGACGACCAGUGAGGAAAAUCAGCAAAAUUCAAACUUAAUAUAUAAAAACCUUGUUAUGGAGAAAAAAAGGCCUUAGAGUGGAUGCAUGCCAAUUAUGGGUAAUAACAAUGAGGCUAUGUCUAGCUCAACCUGCAGCCCCCCAGAUGUUGCUGAACUACAACUCCCAUGAUUCUUUCAAUGAAACAGAUAGCCAGGGAAUCAUGGGAGUUGUAGUUAAGCAACAUCUGAGGGGCCGCAGGUUGGACAGCCCUGGUCUAGCUGAAUUCAUUAAAUAUGGUUAAUUGUCUAUAAAUACAGUAAAUCAUUGUGAAUGUAAUUAAUGCAAUGUACCUUUAUGCAUGUAAUUAAUGAAUAAACAGCUGUGUUUAUAUUUUCCCAGCAUUGUCGUUUGACAGUUUUCAGGAUGAAACUGCAGAAAAGGUAAGUUUAUGAAGUAGAGGAAGGUGUUGGUUGUAUGGUUGUAUCCAUCUUGUACCAUAACAUUGAAUUAAAUGUACCAAAUGUUUCCCCAAAGACCUGUUAUUAAAUAAUUCUUAAUCCAUGUUAAAUGUGAUGCCAUUGAAUAUUUUAUCAGGUUUUCUGUACCUAAAAUGAAAUAACUGAUGAAAAGAUUAAUAGACUUCUUAAUUUUAUUUGCUUAAGGUGCCAAAACAUUUACACCUCAAUUUGAUAGGCAGCAUAUUUAGUGGUGUCUGUUCUAUUCAAUUUAACUGGUGUUGCUCCCCUAAUAAGACAUUUAUACCUGGUCUCACUAGGCAUAGCAUGUGUGCCAGUAAAUGUUUUGUUUUGAGCCUGUGAAACUGCAACAGUAUUUAGUAAAUAUCAAAUGGUGUUGCAGUUUCUAAUGUGCACCCUUUAACCCUUUACUAAUUGUACUCAUAGCAAAGUCGCUCCUGUUAGAAAAUAGCAAUUAUGGUGUAACUUUGCUGUAACGCCACAGAAAAGCCAUAAAAGGCUGUUGGGCUCUAGUGAAUCGAAUUGUCAAUGUUUUGUCAAGUGGAAUAGCACUUUUAGUACAAUAAAAUAAAGUUGCAGCAUGUAGUAUACAAAAAGUAUAGAAAAUCAACUCAAGCUAAAUGCUACUUUUUUAUCUUUUCUGUUAAUCAGAAAUAUCUUGAUAAAGAGGAUUUAAGGUCUUCAAAAAAAAAUGUAUCAUUUGAAGAUUCUGGCUCUGCUUUCGAGUUUAAUACACGUUCCCCACAAGAUGAACACACAGAUCAAGUGCUUAGGAGUUCUCUUCGUAAACGGUUAGUAUAUUGACUUUAUAAAAAUACAUUAAAGCAAUGGGUUUCACACUUUUUGUGUUUGCGGCUCCCUUUUGAACCUCACAAAUUCCCCUGUCAUUUGUAUUCCAUGAGUAGGUCCUUUACCCCAAGUCUGCUUAGACCCAUGGCCUCAUACAGUCAGUUCCCUAACCUCUUACAUGCUGUCCCAUACUCUUAACUCCUGGACCUCUUACUGUUGGUUCCUCAGCCUCUUAAAGAUGAUAACAUAUUGCACCCUUGACACUGUUCUCAUUUCUCCAUCCCCUUUCUGCAUUGCUCUCCCACCUAUCUCCUCUGCUGAUUCACCCCUGUUUUCUAGUAAUCUUCCUCCAUGUUUCCAUAUUACAUCUCCAUCCUUUCUACUGCUCUCUCCCUCCUUUACGUUUAAGUGGAUUUCCCCACCUAUUGCUAUUUUUCCAAAUCUACCGUACCAUCAAAUUGCAAGAUUUGCACCCAAAUCUAGGCAAAGCACUGGCAGAUUUUUUAGUGUAUACAGUCAUAUACACUACUACUACUGUGGGCUUCAUUGCUUUUCAUCUCUGUGAGACAAUCAUUAGUGCUGUUUGUUACUGUAAGGUUUUGUAGUAUUAUAUGUCACAUUCUUGAUUUAAACAGAUGUCUCGUAAAACAAAUAAUAACUGCUCAUGCUAUAGUACUACGUAUGCUGUUCCUUCCGAAGUCAUAUGAUUUGUGGAAUAUUAGUAUUAUAUAACAUGUUGUUGACCGCUGUCCUUAGAGAGCCCGCUAGAUAUGCCGCUAAGUGAGAGCAGGAACUAGGGGUAUCACUCUUAGACCAACAGAGGAAAAAAAAUAAAUAUACUCUCAUAUUGUAGCACUAGGAUCUGUACUACAAUAUAUAUGCCACUUUUACAAACAUAUAUGUAGGCACAUUCUCAUAUACAUAAGUUAUUAAAAUACACAUGUAACGGAUCGAUGGGCACCCCGACUGGGUACCUCCAUUGAAGAAUGCUCCUCGCACUUCCUGAGGGCUCCAAGCACUCCAGCUGACACCAUAACCACCGUGGACUCCUCCAGAGAGCAGGACAGGAACAAGUUCUUACAAGAGCUUAGUAGUGAUUUAGCAACGGAGUAUGACAAGCAUACUCCCUUGUAGCAGAUUCCCCCAAUAAGAGACGGCACUCCAAAUUGAGGGUGAAGUAGAACUGAUUUACUGGGGCUACCUGUCUGGCUUUUAUGCAGGUCUCCCACCUGGUGGACACUCCCCUAGGGGACCAGAUGGAAGACUGGGAAACAUAUUGGACAUUGACCAAUCACAAGCUUACAAUCCCACAAUGCAUCACAAUCCCUCCUCUCUGUCCGGGAGAUAAUUGGGAAGUAAUCCAAUUAUCUCCAAGGACAGAGGCAAAACUCCAUUAACGACAUGGGAGACAAAGGACAAUAACAGAAAUAAAAAUACAUACUGUUACAUUUAUCACAUAGAACAUACACAUUCUACCUAUCCCCAGAUAGCUUAGAUCUGAGCGCCCAUUACUACCUGAUGGCGCUCAGAUCACAUACAUACAGUUCAAUCGCCAUGGAGCCAAAGUCUUUCAUACAGUCUUUCAGUAUACGGCUGGGCUCCAUGGCAUAGCUAUCUGGGGUAACACUGCUCACAUAGGGAAAAUAAAAGGUUUUUUUAAUGCAGGGCCAUAGUCCAGCGACAAAAGGUGGGCAACCAGGCUCCUCCAGUGGCCAGUGGCGAGGUUGGUUCCACCACAUUUCCCCCCUUUACCAAUCAGACUAACAGGGUAUCUGACCUCCUGUCGGUCAGUGCCCUGGUUAGUCCAGCAACCCACCCAAAGAACACAAUUAGCAGUACAGCCCACCCACAAUAAAGGGUUACUACACCUGGGGAAAUGAGUAGCUUGCCUUUGUCCAGGUGCUUCACCACUGCUGUGUGGGGUGCUGCUAUUCCGGGUCGGUGAGUUGCUGAGUGGGCAGCGGUACACUGCCCUGGUGCCAGCACUAUAACGGGAGUAGCCUGGUUGGAGCCCCGCUGAGGAGAAGGGGUAGUAGGCUGCCCUCUCUGGAUCUGGUGCUGCUGCUGUAGGGGGGAGACCGACUGUCUCCCCUUUGGGCAACCAGCCCUGCUGCUGGAGGACAGGACCGACCGUCCCUACCCCCUGUGGUUUGGGCACAGAGACUACUGUCCCAUCUACACCGGUGUGGGGCUUAUCAUCUCCCCUUGGUGGGCUAGGCUGCUGCUGGGGAGAGGGGGUAACAAGCACCUCUCCCAUACAUACUUUCAGCCGCUGAGGAGAGGGGGUAACAAGCUCCUCUCCCUGACACUCUUUCUGCUGGUGGAGAGGGGAAACGACUGUCUCCCCUUUCGAUAUAUUGUCCCGCUGCUGGGGAGCGAGACCGACUGUCUCUGCUCCCGGCAGGACACACUGCCGCUGGGGAGGAAGGACGACACCUUCGGCUCCCUGUAACACACACUGCCGCUGGGGAGGAAGGAUGGCACCUUCGGCUCCCUGGGACUCACUUGACUGCUGGGGAGAGGGACCAACUGUCUCCUCUGCUAAGGACACACACUGCCGCUGGGGAGGAAGGACGGCACCUUCGGCUUCCUGUAACACACACUGCCGCUGGGGAGGAAGGACGACACCUUCAGCUCCCUGUAACACACACUGCCGCUGGGGACGAAGGACGGCACCUUCAUGUCCCUGUAACUCACUCGGCCGAUGGGUUCUCUCCCCCCUGGCCAACUCUGCUAGGAAUUGCAGAUACUCUCCUAUUAUUUUCUUGAUGUGCUGCAAGGAUCUCUCCGAGGGGUUGAGUCCAUAGACCACCAGCACCGCAUUAACCUCUCUGUCAAACUGCUCCUGAGUGUAGCCGGGCGCCAUGCUUGCUCUGCCGAAGUUGGUUCCUUUGUAGAUAGGGGUGCUGUACGGAUACUAGCGUUGCCCUCAAUUUGUAAUCCAGGAACUGGUGUUUUCUUGUAGCUGUCCUUCUGGGCUGUGGGAAUGAUCCCACUGCUGCCACCAAUGUAACGGAUCGACGGGCACACCGACUGGGUACCUCCUUUGAAGGAUGCUCCUAGCGCUUCCUGAGGGCUCCAAGCACUCCAGCCGACACCAUAACCACCGUGGACUCCUUCAGAGAGCAGGACAGGAACAAACUCUUACAAGAGCUUAGUAGUGAUUUAGCAAGGGAGUAUGACAAGCAUAGCAAUCCCUUGUAGCAGAAUCCCCCAAUAAGAGACGGCACUCCAAAUUGAGGGUGAAGUAGAACUGAUUUACUUGGGCUACCUGCCCGGCUUUUAUGCAGGUCUCCCACCUGGUGGACACUCCCCUAGGGGACCAGAUGGAAGACUGGGAAACAUAUUGGACAUUGACCAAUCACAAGCUUACAAUCCCACAAUGCAUCACAAUCCCUCCUCUCUGUCCUGGAGAUAAUUGGGAAGUAAUCCAAUUAUCUCCAAGGACAGAGGCAAAACUCCAUUAGCCACAUGGCAGACAAAGGACAAUAAAAGACAUAAAAUUACAUACUGUUACAUUUAUCACAUAGAACAUACACAUUCUACAUAUACCCAUUUAGCUUAGAUCUGAGCGCACAUUAUUACCGGAUGGCGCUCAGAUCACAUACAUACAGUUCAAUUGUCUUUCGGUAUACAUGGGCUCCAUGGCUUAGCUAUCUGGGGUAACACUGCUCACAUAGGGAAAAUAAAAGGUUUUUAAUGCAGGGCCAUAGUCCAGCGGCAAGAGGUGGGCAACCAGGCUCCUCCAGUGGCCAGUGGCGAGGUUGGUUCCACCACAACACACAUACCACAAAAGAGAGAAUCAUACACUCUCUCCCCCUCCCUCCACUCUGCCAGUCUCUAUCAAUGCUUUUACUGACAGAAUUUUGUUAAUCCAUCUGAAUGCUUAUGUCUACUCAUCUAAUUGCCCUGGUGGCUAAGAGUGAACAAACUAUCUAUACAUUCAUGGCUCUCUUUGUUCUCCUAAGUGGCAUCCUAAUAUGCAGCACUGACAGUGAGUUAUAUCAUACCACUUCAUGGCCCUGUCAGUCAUAAGAACAUAUACAUGUGUAUUGACACUCUCCCAUUCCCGAUGGUGCUGGUAUCAAGGUGGCCCUCAAAACAACCUCUAAUAAAUACAAAAAUUAUAAAAAUGAUACCGCACUCAAAAUUAGAUGCAAAAAAAAUCACAAGUAUUUAAUUAACAAAUUUGCACAUUCAGUAUAAUUGCUAUAAUAGUAAAUGCUUUGCAAUCUUUUACUCUGUAAUUAACGCUACAGCACAUGUACUCACAUCCCUAAGGCAAUAUUUAAUAUACCAGAGAGUAUAUAAAUGCUCAUAUUAACAUAUAUUAACACAUAGAACAUAGAUAAAAUCCUUAAUGUGCAUGCUUUCUAUGCCACAAAGUCCUACAGUGUAUAUUGCUGUUUUAAAUAUAAAUGUAGUCAUGUUUGUGUUUUGCUUUUUCUAUGUGCGCACAUGAUUGCAUGUGUGGUUGAAGGAGGGGUUGCAUCAAUCCGGUUGGGAUUAGAACAGCCGAAAACUGUUCAGGGUGGAAACUGAAACACAUCACUGUGUAAAUAUAGCCAUAGACCUAGCAAAAGCUUGAAAACUAAUAAUUUUCUUCUAUAUUUAAGGUUUCAACGUGAGGAAAGCACUUGGGAGAUUAUACAUAACCGAGUGCGCAGUCUCUUAUCCACGCACAGUGCAAAACAAAGACUGUCUUAUGUGAGUAUGAAAUGUUCUUACUACUUUACUGUAACAUCAAUAUUACCUAAGUACAUAGGCUGAAAAAAGACAUGCAUCCAUUAAGUUUAGACUUUUUCACAUCUGUUUAUGCUGUUGAUCCAAAAGACGACAAAAAUGCCAGUGUGAAGCAUUUCAAAUUUUGCAACAAACUAGGAAACAUUUAUUCUUGACUCCACAGUGGCAGUGAGAUCUCACCUUGGAUAAAGUUGUUACCCCACCUAUUAAAAAUUAUAUCCCUGGAUAUUCAGUUUUUUCACAUAUUCACCCAGUUGCUGUUGAAAUAUCUGUAUAGACUCUGAUAAAACCAUCUCUUCAGGCAGAGAAUUCCACAUCCUUAUUGUUUUUACUGUAAAAAAGUUUCCUUUGCCUUAGACCCAAUCUCCUUUCAAUCUAAAUGCGCGCCCUUGUGUAUAGUCCUGUCUAUGAAUAGAUUUCCAGACAAUGCUUUGUAUUGGCCUUGAAUAUAUUUGAAUAAUGCUAUAAUAUCCCAUCUGAGGUGCUGUUUUUCUAAACUAAAGAGAUUUAAAGUUGUUAACUUUUUUCAUAACUAAAAUGUUCUAUUCCUUUUAUUAAUUUAGAAGUCUGCCUCUACACAUAACGCCAUAAUAUCCCUAUUUAGAACAGGUGCCCAAAAUUGCACAGCUUAUUCAAGGUGUGUUCUUACCAUUGAUUUAUAAAGAAGCAACAUUAUAUUCUAAUCCUGAGAAUUAAUGCCCCUUAAAUGACUGUUGACUGACAUUGCAUAUUGUUAGUAUGUUGUCUAUAACAAUUACCAAAUCCUUCUCAUCUGUUAUUAUCCCCAAAUUCACUGCCAUUUAGAGUGUAAGCUGCUUGUGCAUUCUUUACCCCGAAGUGCAUACCUUUGCUUUUAUCUACAGAAAAUGUUAUCUGCUAUUUGAGUCCCCUAAUCUAUCUAAAACCCUCUGCAGCAAAGUAAUAUGCACCUAUUCUAUGCAUUAGCAUUCAGUAUGCAUGUUAUAGCAUGGUCGACCUGCUAGAAAAUAUAUAUCAAUUGAUAUCUCAUACUAUUUUAGACUUGCAAAGGUUAAUCUAGAUACUUAUGCAGAGAGAUGCUCCCAGUAUAGGUACAUAAGCUAUUGUUUGCUAUAAAUGUUUGCUUAACCUGCAACUCUGAUGUUAGUUGGACUCUAUUACUAUAUGUAGUUAAGAAAUUGCUUGUAUAUUGUAGUUGACCUAAACUAGUAAGGUUUUCACCAGUAUCCAAACAAUGAUCUUGGCGGACCAGAAAGGGUUAAGUGUUUAUACAGAGGAAUGUUAUCAGGAAUUGCGUAUAGUACAACUGUUGUGGUAGUUGAUUUAGAUUGGUUUUGUGAAGUUAGGGGCGGGAUCUCGCUCCGUUUAAAUAAGGGAUGGCUAGGAAGGACAUGGUUGGUUAGUCCUUGAUGAAGGUGCCGGAAGGACACUGAAACGCGCGUCAGACCCGUUGUGAUUUUUCUGUUUUUGUUUUUAUGGGACACUUUUCUUACUAGGGUGUCUUUAGCUGUGGGUGUAUGUAGGCUGCGCCUGAGUGUUUUUUUUAAUGAUUUAAAAUGGAUGAAAGAAUGCGUGCUUAUAGCUAUUUAACCUAAAAUCGAUUGGGCUUUGCUUUCACCAGUAUAAGAUUAGAGUGUAUCCCCUGAUCUAGUGCCAGCAUUACUCUUAAUUGUUCUAUAAGCACCUAUUCAUUUUACAAACCACAAAUCUACUAUGUGAUACAGAAUAUUUUUAGUUAUAUUAUUUUUGCUUCAGUUUCAGGAGUUUAUCAUUAUAUCUCUAAAGACUACAGGUAGUUUUCCGUUUUCUUUAUUUUUUUUCUUAGCAAUUCCAAUAAAGCAUUUAUUUUUAAUACAUUAUAUUGUAAGCAAUUCCUACUAUCUGUGGUGCUCCUUCCAAUUUGAAGGGGGAACACUUAUUUGUAUCUUCAGUGAAUUAAUGCAUUUAGGUUUACUUCCUUUUUAUAGGUUUUGUUUGAUGGUCUCUUGAGUUCAAUCUUGUUGUGGAUCUUUUCUGGUAUCUUUGUCAAUAAACAUUAUGAAAAGCAUUAGAGUUGCUGUUCCUGCAGUGGCCUUAUCACAAUAUACCUCCAUUGAUGACCCCAGUCACCCAGCAUUAUGACAUUUUACAUCAGCAUUAAUCUUUGUCUCUUUUUUAAAUUUUCAGAUCAUGAGUGGAAGUACAGUAUACACAAUCUAAGAUUUAUGAAUCCUCUAUUUCAGGGGUAGGCAACCUACGGCACGUGUGCCAUGCACGGCACUCGAGGUGUCUUUGCAUGGCACUCAAGGCUGCAAGAGACAAACAGGCACUUGCCUAUCAAGAGUCCCCGGGUAAACUUCAAAUAUCUGCUAAUACGAAAAGGUCUCAGAUCACUUCCUCCCAGCACUUGUGAAUGGAAAUCCACACUGAAGUAGAGAAGCCCACAGCAGCUAUCGCAACUCCUGUCCUUGACCUGUACCUGGCCAGCCUGGUCCCCACUUGAACCCAGGGUAUCCACCCACACUGCUAGAUAUACACAGAAAUGCAGAAUAACACUCCCCUCAUACAAACAAUAUGAACAGCUCAUACAAAAACAUGCACACAUGCAGCCUCUCACAUGUAAUACCCCAAACUGCCCCACACAUACACACCCCACCAAACACAAUGUAACAUGUCCAUCCACACACACAGUUUUCACAAGCAGCCCCCAUAAACAGCGCACAUUCAUAGGUAUCAUACCGGAUACCACAAACUACUCAUAAACAUAUACAAUACAAUAGCUCACAUACACACAAAUACAAAGAUGCAAAGCAACUAAAGCAAAACAACUAAAUAAAUAACACAAGUAGAAUAGGGCAACAUCGCACCUCAAUUUAAAAAAAUAGGACCAGCCCACUACGGGAUAUCACAAUCCUAUUUUGGCACAGUGCUGCUAAAAGGUUGAGUACCCCUGCUCUAUUUUAUAAUUUGAAACAAAUUGCAAAUAAUAUACUAUUAUAAUCUAGCAUGUGUAAAUAAAUACAUUGAAACAUGUCUAAGGUCUAUGUAACCAACAGGAUGUCCCUACAAUUAGUGGUCUUGUUCACUAUGGUCAAAACCCACCAAGUGCUGUGAGAAAUACUGACAGCUUAUUAUAUUGGAUUUACUUAAAGGACCACUAUAGUGCCAGGAAAACAAACUCAUUUUCCUGGCACUAUAGUGUUAAUAGGUCCCCCCCCCACCCUCAGGGUCCCACUCCCACCGGGGUUAAACACUUACCUUUCUCCAGCGCCGGGCUCCCUCAUCGCUGGGGACUCUCCUCCUUCUUCCGACGUCUCUGAAACUGCUAUGUUUACAGCAGGCAGGGUGAACCCUAGAUGGACCUGGCACUUUAUGGAGCUGAAGUGAUCUGGGUGCGUAUAGUGGUCCUUUAACAUGCACUAAAUAAAUAAUUCUAAACACGUCAUAAGCACUUCUCUGGUUUGUAAGUAUUGGAAAGCUAUGCCAUCUCUUGUAUUUCCUGAGGGGCUACCUUAUUAAGGCCUCAAUUGCUUGAUAAGCUUUCCAUAUGAUUUCAUAUUUUUGGAUACUUUUUAAAAAAUGAUCUAAUAAUAUGAAAAAUAUUUAAAUUUUUAAUUGAAUAUAUUUAAUAUAGUGAUAUAUUUUUUUCUAUAUAUAUAUAUAUUUUUUUAAUAUGUUGCAAAAAUCAUUUAAAAAGUUUAUCCCAAAAAAUAUUAAACCAUUUUGAAAGCUUAUACAACAAUAUUAAAUCAUGGCCUAAAAUAGGUGAUACAUUUAAUAAAAUUAUCUCUUUGUACAAAGACUCAUGUCAAUUCCCUUAUUUGGCAGUUAUGCUAAACUUUGGUCUGAUGUGUUUGGUAAAGAAAUCCAUAUCCAUAAGUAGUUUAAAAGAUCUUUAAUUCCAGGUAAGGUGCGAGGAGCAGCUUGUAUGCAUGCAAAAAAGGAUAUGAUUUUCCUGUAUCUUUUUUAUUACUAUAUUUUUCUUUUAUGUACAAAAUUUAUAAUUUAUUAACAUAUACACUUAUUGGUUCCCCAAAUACUUAAAGGUAUACCCUGGGCACCAAAACUAAUUUAUAUUAAUGAAGCAGUUUUGGUGUAUAGAUCAGGCCUCUGCAGACUAACUACUCGAUUCUCUGCCAUUUAGGAGUCAGAUCACAUUUUUUUCUGUUUAUGCAGCCCUAGACACACCUCCCUGACUGUGGCAUACACUACCUGUCUGAAGGGUUCCACCUUCAAAGCUGCACCAUAGGCGACUGCCCAAGUCGCCUAUAGGAAGCGCCGGCCCUGUUCCCCAGUUGCCUGAGCGACAGCUAGUGAGAUGUUUCUCUCUCCAGCUAUAAAAGUGAAUUUUUUUUGUUGAAAUCUGCACUUUUGUAACUGUUGAAAAAUAUGACAGAUUCCUUAUACAUGUAGAACCUAAGCAAACUGAAGUGCUUGAUGUGUCUUCAGUAUUCCUUAACACAUUAAUCAAUAAGGGAAGUUAACUUUUAGCCUCUUUUUUCAGUAAGAGAGGCUGUGUCUCGGGCAGAGGAGGUGUGGCUAGGGCUGCAUAAACAAACGUAUUUAAAGAGACAAUGUAUACACUAUAACAGGGGUAGGCACUAUUUUAUCAGCACUGUGCCGAAAUAGGAUUGUGAUGUCCCGUAUUCUGUUUGUGUUAUUUAUGCUGCAGUUGCUUGGUAUCAUUGGAUUUGUGCGUAUAUGAGCCAUUAUAAUGUAUGUGUUCAUGAGUAGUUUGUGGUAUCGUUUAUGAUACAAAUGAAUGUGGGCUGUGUAUAGGGGCUGCUUGUGAAAUUGUGUGUGUGGAUGGAUAUGUUACAUUGUGUGUUUGGUGGGGUGUGUAUGUGUGGGGCUGUUUGGGAUGGAUAUUGCAUGUGAGAGGCUGCAUGUGGAUUGUUAGUGGUGUUGCGUUUUUGCGGAUCGUGUGCAUGUUUGUGUAUGGGCUGUUCAUAUUAUUUGUAUGAGGGGAGGGUAUUCUGCAUAUCUGUGUAUAUCUAGCAGUGUGGGUUCCAGUGGGGACCAGGCUGGCCAGGUACAGGUCAAGGAGAGGAGAUGCAACAGCAGCUGCGGGCUUCUCUACUCAAGUGCAGAUUCUCAUUUACAAGUGCUGGAAUGAAGUGAUCUGAGAUCACUUCCUCUGUGUGCUGCAAUGCAUAAAUUGAGGAUUGUCCUUCACCAUUUUUUCAUAUUAGCAGACAUCUGAAGUUUCGCUGUGACAGCUGAUAGGCCAGAGCCUAUUUGGCUCUGGCAGCCUUGAGUGCCAUGCAAAGACACCUUGAGUGCCGUGCAUGGCACACGUGCCAUAGGUUGCCUACCCCUGCACUAUAACCACUUUAUCUUUAAUGAGUUAUAUAAAAGGUUAACUCCACCAUUUUUCUUCUUAGGACAUUUCUAAGCCUGAAGUAGACCAGAUCCUUGACAGGUCUGUUUUUUCAAAGAGCUUACCAAAUAACUGUUUUCUUCAGAAAAGAUUUUGAAACUGUAAGUAGAUCACAAUAAACACAUUUCCAAAGCAUUGUUUAUUAAGGAAUGCAUAUAUAUGUACAAAGCAAAUAUAGUAACCCAACAAAACAUUUGGUAUUGGGUCUCUAGAAUACAGUAGCAUUUCUUUUCAAUCAUCAUAUGCAAUAAUAUUCUCUUUCAUUUGAACUCAUUUGUUUUUGCAGAGAAAGCUCCUCUCUGACACAUAAUGUUUAAACUGUUACAUGCUGAGAUCUAUAAAACCCCUGCAAUAAGAGAGUAGACUUGCUAUAUCAUUGUCCUUAAUCUCCUCUCCACUCACUUAUACUUAUUUUAAAUAUUUUAUGUGAGGGUGCCCCAGAGCCCCUAGUCAACAGAAGGGAUGGGUUAGGAAGACAUUUAGGACCACAGAAUUGGUAUAUCCUUAGUAUAGGGCCAGGGAAUGAGGCAACCUCAGAUUUAAUUAGAUUUAGGGCCAGGGGGCUGACCAUUCUCUGACUAUAUUGUUAGUACGACAGAAUACUGGGCAUCUUUUGGUACAUAUAAUUAUGAAUAGGGCUAGGAGAUUGGACAUGCUAUGUCCCCUGUUUUUAUAAUUAUACUCCCCACAAAGAGUGGAUGAAUGGUUAGGGGCACAAAUGACCUCACCUUGUAUGUCUGUGCUUCAUUUUUCCCUCCUGUGCACUAGAUAGAAGAUAAGGGGAGGCCAUAACUGUGGUUAAUACUAGGAACUCUCUGCCAAGGCACUGAAACAACUUAAUUUUCAUGACACCACUAUCCUAGUAAAACCAUAGGUUUCACCAGAUGUCACAUUUACACCAAAAACAUGCUUUAUUACAGCCAUUAAACCAUAACUACAUUCAGUAAGUAGCAAAUGGCAUUGCGGUUUAUAUAGUUUCCUAUGGAUUGAUUUUGUGCUCGGCAGAAACUUUUACUACUUUAUAUCAUGCCAAAGUUAUGCCAAUUAUUAUGUAACAUAUUUUGAUUUAACUUUGCUAAAACGCCAAAUUUGAUGUUACGCUGUAGAAAAUGAGUUGGUAGAUAUACGAUUUUUUCUGUUUUGACCAGUGUCGGAAUUGUGAUUUAUGUUUCAUAUACUGAAUUUUAUUAACUUUUUUCAUUUUAUCUGUUUGUUUCCUUCUGUUUUAAAAGCAUUUAAUGUGUUGUUUGAUUUUUAAUUUUAUGUUGACAGGUGAAGUUCCCAGGGUGUUAUGAAGAGGCAACAUUAAAAACAAGUUGUGAUUCUUCAAGCACAGAGUAAAUGUGGAAUAUCAAUUUCUAUGAGUGCAAGUAAAAUGUAUUUAUUAUACCGAGUGUGAAGUGUGUACUGGUUUUAAUUUGCUUGUUUUUAUACAUCACAAUUAUUUUUCUGGAAAUUAAAUACAAAACAAAACAUACUUGCUUGGGAUAUUCUUUAAAUCGGAUGUCAGUAAAUAAUAAUUUCCGUAGUGGCGCUCUGCCAUGGGCUCAUCAGCAUUGUUCCUGGCUCUAAUAUCUGUUGAUCUUGCCUAUCUCUGACUAUUCAGUCACAUUAAACACUGCCACUUUAAGUAACAGUAAUAUGGUAUUAUUUAUUUUUUUCAAUUUGUAUUUUAUUGGAAUUUAUGCUUCCAAAAUACGAGAUCAGUGUAUGAGAAUAUAGUAAAAGGUGUUACAGUAUUACAGCAAAUGUGGGGUAUAAAGCGACAAGCACAGAAUAGGUCUCAAUUAGUGAUAUGAUAAUAUUGUCUCAUAACGAGUAUGAUAGAAAAUCUACUGUAGGUAGAUUGCCUAUAUGCGCCUAAUCUGUUAUGGCUAGGGUAUAAUAAGAGAGAGGAAAAGAGAUGUGGGAAAACUCUCUCCCUAUGAGUUCUUCUAUCUAGGCAAUAUAGAUUACUCAAGCUAAAUACACAACCAUGCAGGUGAUUAAAAACCGAUAAACAAAGGAAACAAAAAGAUGUGGAACCGCUCAUAGUUUGUACUCUGACAUGAUCUGAUAAUAUGCAAUGGGGUGGAAAGAGCCUCCUCCGUUUGUGCAGUGGGUAUAUGCAGUUUCUUUAUAAAUGCAUCAGGGUCCCCAGUGGAGGAUAAGGCGAGUGUUGUAUCACACCGUAUUCUGAGGGAGCCAUCAACUCCCUGGCGGUACUUGAUUGCGGCCUCUUAGCCGUCUGCCUAUUGGAACCAGUUGUCUUCUCUUCAGCAAUAUAGCAAACGGGAGGUCACCAUAGAUUGCUAUCGUGUACCCCUCUCUGGAGCAGAGAGUAGCAAUGCUUGGAUGGAGUCCUCCUUAAGAUCCAUGGAAGUAAGCAUUCUCUGGAUAAAAGUCAACAAGGCAUCACCUCCAACCUUCUCUGGAAUACCUCUGAGGAGGAUAUUGCUCUGACUAUGCUUGGAUUCAACAGAUGUGACCAUUUGGGUGAGAGUUUGGACCUACUGAGACCGGGCAACCACCUGGAUUUAUGCUUUCUGCAGCCUGCUUUUUCUGGCACCUUCGAACUGUGUCGAUCCUCUGACAGAGCUCCGUUUGUGUUUCCUUAAGGUUUGCUUACCAAACCUUCCAUAGGUCCAGUAAGAGGUUUUUAAUGUCCCCUUUAGUGGCCAGAGAGGAGCUCUCAUCAGAGUCGGACUCCUGAUAAACUUCACUUGUUUGAGGCGAGGUAAGUGCCUUGCUCUAUGACAUUACAACAGGGACAGCAUGGACCUCUCCCAACCAAUGGCUGUUUGUGGCGCCAGAAUAAGCAUGGACCAAUUUGAUGAGGCUUUAGAAACAAUACUGACUUAUACUGCACAUGCACAUCUACAGUCUGAACCAAGCAGCUGCUGUGAUCUAUCCUACCACUUCCUCUGCUUCUUUGUCUUGUCCUCCUACCCCUGCACCAUAUAUGACUCCUCCACAAAGGUACUCUGGGAAUCCCAUACAUUGUUGUGGUUUUCUUAAAAUCAGUAUCCAUUUCAAAUUGAACCCAUUUCCUAUCCUACAGAAGAUUGUAUUUCUGAUUAACCACCAUCCUGAUAAGGCACUUGACUGGUUAAUCCUUUGUCUGUCUUUUUUUCUCUCUUUUAUACUUUUCUUCAUUAUGAGUUAAAGAGUUAAAUAGGAAUUUCUGCAGAUAUAUUUUUCUCUCUUCCACCGUUUUCUCUCUUUCCUUCCUUUUAGAUUGACGCAAUAGUUUUUGUAGUGUGUCAGCUGUACAUUUUACUUCUCCCUAUUAAGUUCAAACUAGUUGAAUAAUCACCAUAAGAAAAUUUACAUAGACGAAUAAAAAUAAAUAAGGUUGGUAUAUUUACAGAGUGUACCAUGCUCCAAUUGCUCCACUAGUUUCCACAUGGGCUUUGGAUAUUGCAUGCACCCUGUCUCCUUAGUCCAUCAGGUAUCUUCUCAUCCCCACCGCCUGGUUUAAAUUGAACCCCCUAUCCUAUCCUAUCCUAUCCUACAGAAGAUUGGAUUUCUGAUUAACCACCAUCCUGAUAAGGCACUCGACUGAGUUAAUCCUUUGUGGGUAUCCGAUAUACCCAUAGUGCAUUAUUAUCUUCAUUUCUCAACAGCCUUUAAGAUAACUUUUUUUUUUCUUUUUUUAAAUGCAUUUUUUAUUGAAAGCGUCAGACAAAAAUAAUGCAAAACAUACUCUCGGUAUCAAUGUGUAGUUUCAUCUACAAUUGAAUAGGCAUUCGGAAAUAGGAAAGUACAUAAGGUGACAUUUUCUUUUUCCUGUGAAAUUAUAACAGAACUAAACUAAACAGAAACAUGCCUGCCAAUAUCCUGCCCAUCUUGGCCCCACUGCCCAACCAAGAAAAUCUUAGUGGUAAGGGUGAUAGCAAUAGACUGAUCACUUCAUAUCCUAGUUCAAGGUCGGAUUUGAAUGUAAAUGUUUUACGAUCCCAUGAACUAAAGAGAACUUUUGAUCAACCUGGCCAUGAUCGUCCAGCAGGAGAAGCUCUUAUGAGAAAUAAACCAGGAUCUUGUGCAGAAUCAGAUUACACCAUAUAAUUAAGAUCAUUGCCACCUGAGGUGGUCUGGACCAACAGUUAUCUAGCUACAGCCUUUCAACAAGGUUUAGCAGAUAACAUUUUGGAUGAGAUAGCCGCUAAAGACUUACCUAGUGACCUAAACAAUUUAAAUGAUUAUUGUAUCCAAGAGAAGCAUUCACACAGAGAUAGACAAAGACACUUGUUCCUUUGUCAUGCUCUGAAACACCCUUUAUCAGAUGUACUUGCCCUUCCUCCUCCUGAGCCUAUGCAGCUAGGAUUACCAAGCUGACAGAAGCAGAAAAGGCCUUCAGGAGGAGAGAGUUUAUGCCUAUUUUGUGGGCAAAAAAAUUAUUUAGGGAAGGAAUGCCCUAUCACUUCCACAUAAGGCUGAUUGGAGUAGGGGACCAGCCCUUUAUGUCAGAGAACAAAACAUCUCAGUAAAAGCCUUGACUGAUUCUGGAGUAGCAGAAAAUAUCAUCAAUACUAUUUUUGUCAGUUUCUCUCAUUAAAAAGGCAACACUCUUGGCCAUUAAGGCCAUAGAUGGUAGACCACUAUUCACACCCCAGAUUAUCAUAAAACUAAACCAUUAUCCAUGAAUGUAGGAGUUUUGCACUCAGAACAAAUUGUUUCAGAUUAUUUCUUCUCCUUGUUCCAUAGCAGAAGUCAGGGCUGGCAGUGGAGUAACGUAGUCAGUAAAGCAGGCAAAGGUCAGAGUCCAGGAAAUCAGUCAGUAGUGAAGCAAAGAUCCAAUAGGAAACACCAAACAGGCAAAUUUUUUUUUACCAGAUUCUAGGUUUCGGGCAGGGCUGGCUUUUACAGCCUGCAAAGUAGAUGCAGCUGACCCUAAUUGGAAAAGGGCUACAGGUGGAUCAGCACUGCUUAAUCGAGGCAAGGGGUCAGGAAGCAGAAUAAUGCAAACAGAAACUAAACCCCCUGCUGGACAGUACGGCAGAGAACCUGACUGGGAUGCUGGAGCUGUGAGUUCAAACCCAGCCAGGCCUCUUAAAGGGGCACCAUGCCUUGCUGUCUGCAGGGCUCGGGCUGUGCUGUGACAGAGCCCCCCCAGAAGGGGUGACCUCCGGGGGCAAACUACAGGAUCCAGUUCAGGCUCAGACAGGGAAUCCAGGUCUGUAUAGGCAUCCGAAUCAUCAGGAUCUGAGAGUGUUGGAACAUUUUGCAGGUUGUGAUUCUUCGAGAAGGCAGUGGAGGCAAGAAGGGGAUGCAACUCUGGCCUUAAGAGCCUAUUUAAAGGCAUUUAGAUCUUCCCUGCGGACCAUGGUUCCAUUGGAGGCAAUUACACAGCCUGGAGACAGAUCCUCUCUGUUGGAGCAGGAAAUGUUAGGGGAGACAGAGGCUGGGGAUUGGAAGGUAGCCACAGCAGCUUCCUUUUGAUGCUCAGGAGCAGGGUUAGCCAGGGCUGUGAUGGUGCCAUUGGUUGGUUAGGUAGGUUUUCAGUCCAGUAGCAUGCAGAGUUGAACAAAAAAGGGGCAAUGGAGGACUUUCUGGAUGGUGAUACAGAGCCCCACACAUGGCUAUGUUUAGGGUGAGGAGGACGUAUCGGGCAAUAGCUGAUGUAAUGGCCUCCCUUGCCACAAUAGAAGCAAAGGCCUUCAACUCUCCUUCUGGUCUUUUCAUUUACUGUAAGCAUGGGUUUAGUGCUCUAAUCUGCAUGGGUUCCUCUAUAUUCAUGGUGAGGAUAGGGGUAUAGGUCUCACCAGCAGGUUGGGAGCAUUGAUCGGGCAGAGGGUUCGUCUCAAAUCGCUCCUGCCUUCUUUCUCUGAAACGGCGAUCCAGCUGGGUGGCUAGCACCAUUAAUUCUUCCAGGGAGGUUGGAACUCCCACUCGUGCCAGUUCAUCCUUAAGGGUUUCAGUUAAACCAAGGUGGAAUUGGUCCACUGGGGUGGUUUCAUUGAGUCCAGUGUCUGAUGACAAGCCACGGAACUCUGUGAUGUAAUUUUCCACAGGACGGUUUCCUUGUUUAAGGGAAUGGAGAGAAGUCCUGGAUUUAGAGGCACGGAAGGGGUCCUCAUACAAGGAGGUCAAGGCUGUAGCAAAGGAUUCCCAGGUGUCCAGUACAGGGCUUUUGGAAUACAGCUGUUGAUGAGCGCAGGUCUUGGGUUGCCCGGAUAACAGGGUGAUGACAGUUCUUACUUUAACAAAAUCUGUGGCAUAGGUACGGGGUUUAAGUACAAACAGGAUUUCACAGUCUGUGAUAAAGGAGUGGAAGGAAGCCCUGCAACCAGUGAAUCUUUCAGGCAAUGCAAUAUCAGGUUCAGGAGCAUGGUGUGUGCUCCCCUUUAAAUCAGCAUAGCCACGCUGCAAUUCACUUACGGUUUGAGACAGGAGGGUCACUUGCUGUGUGAGGGUACUCAGGACAUUCAUCAUCUCCGCGGGCUCCAUGGUAGUCGAUCUGGUCAUUAUGUAAUAGUUACCUGGGGACCUAUGUAACAGUUUAACAGGAGUUGGAGCCCAGUUGCAGGAGAUAGUACAGGGAGGAGGCAAAAACCAGAAGCACAGUACAGAUUAAAGGGAAAUCCAAAGGCAGGGUCAGACGAGAAGCAGAAGUCAGGGCUGGCAGCAGAGUAACGUAGUCGGUAAAGCAGGCAGAGGUCAGAGUCCAGGAAAUCAGUCAGUAGUGAAGCAAAGAUCCGGCAGGAAACACCAAACAGGCAAAAAUGACCAGAUGCUAGGUUUCAGGCAGGGCUAGCUUUUACAGCCUGCAAAUUAGAUGCAGCUGACCCUAACUGGAAAAGGGCUACAGGUGGAUCAGCACUGCUUAAUCCAGGCAAGGGGUCAGGAAACAGAAUAAUGCAAUCAGAAACUAAAGCUCCCUGGUAGACAGCACGGCAGAGAACCUGACUGGGAUGCUGGAGUUGUGAGUUCAAACCCAGCCAGGUCUCUUAAAGGGGCGGCCACACCUUGCUGUCUGCUGUGACACAUAGGGUAAUACAGUAUAGAAAAAAGGGAAGAGAGGAGAUAAUAAAACUCACAAUUGUAGAGCGCAAAAGCAUGCUCUAACUGUAAAGGCUCCUCAAUGUGGCCUGAGAGAUGACCAUGGCCGUCUUUAUUCAGCUUCUCUUUAAAACAACACGCUUUUAAGACCUCUUGUUGCAUCUAGCUAGUCCACACGCUGGGAAAGCAGGUCUGUUGCCAGAACUCCAGUGUGGCUUCUGACCAGCAUGCAAAUGUAAUGACGCGUUUCGCCGAUGACUCGGCUUCCUCAGAUCUCCCUUCCAAAUGUCCUAAAUCUUCAUUUAAACCCACAAAUGUGGGCAUGAGAGAUACAAAUCCACAGUCUAUUUGAUAUAUCUCUGAACUUCAUUAUAUUGUAAAAGUCUCUUAGGAAAAAGGCAGAGCAUUGUGGAUACUGAGGAAAAUAUCCACUAAAUAUAAAAGUCCACAAUUGCUAUAGUCCAAAUCUCUAAUAUUAGAUGCAUAAAAAGAGACCUGAAAUGAGAAUACAGAGGGGAAUAUCUGCUAGAUGUGGGAAAAUGGAAAAAAUAAAUAAAUGUACAAACAUAAAAAUAACCACAUAUAAAGAAAUAUGUGUAAAAUAAGAGCUACCUGGGGGGAGGCGGGGGUGGAGCCAGUGCUUGACUUGAUCAGUCUCAUACUCGCGGCUCUCCGACGAUCAAAACCCCAAACAGUCUAAAUUCUGCCCAAAAAGGCUACUGAAUAUUUUGCAAGAAGCCCAGCAGCACCCCAACACUGAUUGGGAGAAAAUCUAAAAAAACGCGCCCGGGUCGGCCUCGGCAAUCCGUGGAUAUUGGCGAUCUAUUGAGGAGACCGCAUGGCACGGCGGGGCCUAACAUGGCAGCCGACAUCGAGGACUACUCUGACAACUCGGACGACAUACCCCUGCACUGUCCUGAGAAUCUGGGAUAUCAAGGGCCGGCUAAGUCUGUACAGCCAACAGCCGACAGCCAACCCUGUCACCACCGAGAUACUCACCCCUCUCCUCUCAGACCUGCACCAGACACUAUCGGCGAAGAUCUCCCAAGUAAGGGAGGAUGUCAAGGGGUUCACCGCUCUCCUCACCACUGUGGAGCAGAUUACCCAAACGCAAGCAGUGCAGGUGACAGAACUCCAGACACAGGUGAGAGAACUUACCUUGGCUCACACUACACUGACCCACCAACUAGCAGCCAUGGAGGAUAAAAGUAGAAGGAAGCACAUUAAAAUCCAAGGCCUCUCUGACACUCUGACCCCAGCUGAACUGCCCCAUCUCCUCCGCAGGCUUUUUGCAACCCUGCUGCCCCCUAAGCAAGCAAAGGGGAUACAGCUGGAUGGCAUGGUUCGCCUACCCAAGCCACCACAACUCACAGGCUCUGCAACAGGCAACCUCCUGGUCAAAUGUCAAAAUGGGCAAGCUAAAACAGCACUCAUGGGUGCCAUCAAGGGGAAGAACCCCUUCAGUUUUGAAGGCAUGGACUUAACAUUCUUCUCAGACCUCUCACGCACUACCCUGCAAUGGCGAAAAUCCCUUCGCCCGUUGACAACAUCACUGGCAGCCAAAGGGGUGACGUACCAUUGGGGACCAUCACACGUACUCAUUAUACCGCAUCAGGGAACUGAACAUCGAGUAACUGUCCUGGCUGCAUUGGGCCUCACGACCCCUCCGACUACUACAGCUUGAGACCCAGCCAAUGUUGUCCCAUUUGUCCCAACUCUCAGGAGGUUUACCCCUCCAAUUUACCUUUAUCACAUUCAGACCUCUGACUCUACGUCAUUCCAAGUCUACUGCACACACACGGCGGGCCACCCCCGCGGUCACCCAUCACAGACACCGGGAAUAACCCAAAAAAGCAUAUCAUGUUGCCGUUGGGCUUGUUAUAGCUGUCGUGGCUAUCCAAGCAAGAUGUAAUGCUCGCACAACAAAAAUAAAGAAUGAAUAAAAAAAAAAAUAAGAGCUGCUUAGUAUAUACUAUACAUAAAAAGAUCUAGACCAACUGUCUAAUCCGUGAUAAUAUGUAAGUAUAAUAGAACUAGACACCAACUAUCAAGAAAAAUUGCAACAAUGUAAUAAAAAUGGUAAAUGAAAGAGAGACACCAUAAAUACCAUAAUAACAAUAAAAGUUAAGAAACUGGAUGAAUACGUAAACUAUAUAGAAUAUGACCAACAUAUUCAAGUAAAAGAGGAGAACUUCACCAGAUACACUUUACAUAAAAACAUGUAUCUGGUCUAAUCCGUGAUAAUAUGCAAGUGUAAUAAAAAAGAAGGAUCACCUACUAUCUAAAAAAAAUAGAAUAAAAAUAAUUAAUACAAAGAGGAACUCCAUAAAAUAUUGUUAUGACUAUAUAAUGCGGGUAUAACCACUUCAGAUAAAAAUGUAUUCAAUAGUGUAAAAAAUUGGAUGAAUAUAUGGAUACGAAUUAAAAAAAAAAUAAAAACAAUAUUAUAAAAAAAUUUAGAGGUCAAACUCUAUAUUUAAACCUUGUGAUACUAAGGUUUUUAAUUUAUGUACCCAUUUCAUUUCUUCUCUACCUAUUUUUAGAAGAUGACUUCCACUUUUGUUCUGAAUUUAUUAAUGCCCUUUAGGGUUUUAUUUUUACUAUAUUUGCAACUAGAGCAUUUGUUACAAGAAUAAAAACCUUUUUGCCAUUUAAAAAUUGUCUUUAUUUCUCUUUUUUGGGGGGGUUGUGGGUUAAAAUUAAGUUAAAAUUAGAUGCUCCUCUAAAAGUUCUGAAGGGUUUAUGAGGAAUUAAUUUGGCUAAUUCAUUAUCUUUCUUUAACGUAUGCCAAUGUUUAUUAAUUAUGGUUUUAAUUUCACUGUGUUCUUCAUUAUAGUCAAAUACUAGUGGGAUCUUAUCCAUUUUAUCCUUAUUAGUUAUCUCAAUCUUUGGAGUAAUAAGAUCCUCCUGGUUUAAUAUCAAAGAUUCUUCAUACACUUUAUUCACUAUAGAAAGGAGAAGUGCAGCCACCUCUUCUUCAGUAGCCCGGGGAGAAAGUCUGAAGGGUAGGAAAGGCAUGAUCUACGUGUUUUGCCAUUUAAAAAUUGUCUUUAUUUCUCUUUUUUGGGGGGGUUGUGGGUUAAAAUUAAGUUAAAAUUAGAUGCUCCUCUAAAAGUUCUGAAGGGUUUAUGAGGAAUUAAUUUGGCUAAUUCAUUAUCUUUCUUUAACGUAUGCCAAUGUUUAUUAAUUAUGGUUUUAAUUUCACUGUGUUCUUCAUUAUAGUCAAAUACUAGUGGGAUCUUAUCCAUUUUAUCCUUAUUAGUUAUCUCAAUCUUUGGAGUAAUAAGAUCCUCCUGGUUUAAUAUCAAAGAUUCUUCAUACACUUUAUUCACUAUACUUUCUGGAUAUUGUUUUUUUUUUUUUUUUAAACCUAGCCUUUAAAAGCUGAGCUUGUACUUUAAAAAACUCUACUUAGUUAUUUGAGUUAGGAUUAUUUAAAAAAUAUUUCUAACUCCGCCACAGAGGACAAAGAUCUAGCUGACUGCCUCAAUGAAUAUUUUUGUUCAGUAUUUACAGAUGAAAAUAAAGGAAAGGGGCCUUAGUUAGUAAAAAUAACAAAUUAGCCAUUUGUUACAUGUGAGUUUACAGAGGAAGAGGUACAAUUUGAACUGAAAUAUAGGACUCCAACUGAGACAGGACGAGGGGAGGAGAUAUUAUUAGAAAAAUAGACACUAAAUGAGCGUUUGGAGAGAUAAGAGGAAAUCCACGAGACGACAGAGUCACAGAGACUGAGUGAUUGAAGAGUUUGAAGAAGGAGAGCAUGAUCAACGGUGUCAGCAGAGAGUUCAAGAAGAAUUAGUUUGGAGUAGUGGCCUUUGGAUUUAGCUGUGAUUAGGUAGUUAGUAACUUUGAUAAGCGCAGUCUCAGUAGAGUGGAGAGGGUGGAAUCCAGAUUUAAGAGGGUCAAGUUGGAAUUGAGGAAGUGAGACACACACAAGUUUUUCCAGAAGCUUUGAGGAAAAAGGGAGUAGGAUGAUAGUUAGAGGGGGAGGACGGGUCAAGAGAUGUUUUUUUCAGGAUAGGUACUACAGUGGCAUGUGUAAGGUCAGCAGGGACAAUGCCAGAAGAGAGAGCAGUUGAAGAUGUGUGUUAAGGAAGGCGCAAGACAAGGGGAAAGAGAUCUGAUAAGGUGAGAUGGGACAAGAUCAAGCGGGCAAGUGGUGGGCCGAGAAGAAAGGAGAAGUGCAGCCACCUCUUCUUCAGUAGCCCGGGGAGAAAGUCUGAAGGGUAGGAAAGGCAUGAUCUACGUGUGGUUGAGAAAGAGAACGGCAAGGAGGGAGAAUUCUUUCCUUAGCUGUUCCAUCUUGUCAGUAAUGUAACAUGCAAAGCUAUCGGCAGUGUAACACUUAUUUUAAUUGGAACUCAACUGCAGAAUUUCUAAUUGCAGUAACUGAAAGUUUGACCUCCUUUUAUAUGGAUAUGAAGGAGUGGUUACUGUCACUUUAAUUACAUAUGUAGGAUCUUAAUUGAAUAAGUAAUAGACUGUUGAUUUGUACAAUACUCUUAAUUCCUCUUUAUUAAUAAUGCAGAGUUAGAUUCCAGAUUAAUAUAAGAAGGAAUUUUCAUAAGAAGACAAUUAAUGAAGCAGGAGAAGUUGCAAUUAUAAAUGACUUGAUUAUUGGAGGAAGAGUUAGCCUUGUUAGCAGAUCCUUAAGAAAUAAGGAAGAAAUUAUUGAGAGAAUGACAUAUAACUGUAUAUGAUUUGUAACAGAGAGUGGCUUGAUUGGAGAAAAGUUACUUAACUUAAAAGGCAGUUACUGGAACUGAAGGGUUAACUUCACCCGAUGGUUGAGAAGGUAGAAGUCCGUUUUAGCAAGCCGUGGUCUAGGAGUGGAGAAGGUGGGAGUCCGUUUAACAAGCCGAGGUCUGGGAGUGGAGAAGGUAGGAGUCCGUUUUAACAAGCCGAGGUAGGAGUGGAAAAAGGUAGAAGUCCGUUAUUAGAAAGCCGAGGUCUGAAACAGGCAGGAGCGUGGUAAAGCAGCUGAUCACUUUGCACGCACCUGUGCAAUAAUCCAGCAUUUUAAAUCUGGCGCGGUCUUCCUAAGUACCGUGGAAGGACCGCGUCAGAGAAAGGGGCGGGGCUAAGUGCCGUGAACCCGGAAGUGGGUUCUUACGGCGGAAUGCAUGUCAGACUAUACCUGACAGUACUCCCUUCUCAUGGGGCAUCCUCUGGGUGCACUUUAGUUCGGUUUGGAGGGAUAACGUUUGUGAAAAGCAGCAACUAACCUCUUUGCAUGUACAUUAGAUGAAUCUUCCCAAGUAUCUUCAUCAACACCAUAACCUUUCCAUCUAAUAAGAUAUUGUAAGGUGCCACGGUGGACACGUGAAUCCAAAAUUUUAUGUAUCUCAUAUUCCUCUUCACCCUGGACAAUGAUAGGUUCAGGAGUUGUUAUCAUAUCCCUAUUGAAAGGAUCAGGGAUGUGUGGUUUAAGCAAAGAGACAUGGAAUACAGGAUGAAGUUUAAAACUUGGAGGGAGUUCUAAUUUAACAACGUUAUCAUUAAUGACCUCAAUUACUUGAAAGGGACCAAGAAAAAGGGAGCUUAAUUUCUUUGAAGGUCGGUUUGUGGCGAUAUUCCUUGAAGAAAGCCAGACCAGAUCCCCUACUUUGUAAGGAGGGGGAAUUCUUCUUUUAUUGUCAAAAAACCUUUUCUUGUUAUUUUGGGCGAAUUGAAGAUUUUCCCGUAAUUUGAGAAAUAGAGAGGACAUAAAUUCGUUUUUUGAUGUAACAGUAGGAUUGGAUGAAAUAUUAAUUUGGAUGGGAAAUGAAGACGGAUGGAACCCAUAGUUCGAGAAAAAAGGAGUCAUUUUCGUACUAGAAUGAAUAGUGUUGUUGUAAGAGAAUACGGCCAUAGGUAACCAUGUGGUCCAGUCAUCUUGCAGGUAUGAACAAUAAAAUCGAAGAUACUGUUCCAAACAUUGAUUAACCCUCUCUGUUUGCCCAUUAGUUUGGGGAUGAUAGGCGGAUGAGAGUUUGCGUUGAAUUUGAAGGGAGAGACACAUCUCUUUCCAGAAUUUGGGGGUAAAUUGUGUCCCUCUAUCAGAAAUAAUUUCUUCAGGAAGACCAUGAAGUUUUACAAUAUUGUCUAUAAAGACUUUAGACAAUUCUACGGAGGAGGGUAAUUUCUUUAAAGAGAUAAAAUGGGCCAUUUUUGUGAAGCGGUCCACAACGACAAGAAUAGUGGUGAAAUGUUGAGAUGGUGGAAGAUCUACAAUAAAAUCCAUAGAAAUGGAUUGCCAAGGUUUUUCUGGAAUAGGUAAGUUAAGUAGUAGUCCAAAAGGUUGAUUAUGUUCGGGUUUGGACCUUUGACAGAUAGGGCAAGUUUUGACAUAUAAUUCAAUGGUUCUAUCCUGGCGAGGCCACCAACAAUAUCGAGAAGUUAGUUCAAGAGUUUUCUUAAUCCCAGGAUGUCCAGCUAGUGGUGAAUCAUGAACCAUUUUAAGUAAUUUAUUCCUAAAAAUAGGAGGGAUAUAAAUUCUAUUUUUAAAAUAAAAUAUACCAUCCUUUUUUGUUAAUAUAGGUUUUUUGGGAAGAUCAAGAUCCUUUUGAUUCAAAUUCUUUAUGUCAUCAUGAAGAGAGGAGAGGAUUCCAAUUGUUUUGUUAGGAGGAUAAUCAUUAAUAGAAGUUUUAUGAGGAAUUCGGGAGAGGGCGUCAGCCUUUUUAUUUCUAGUUCCAGGUCUGUAUACUAAUUUGUAGUUAAAUCGGUUAAAAAAGAGGCUCCAUCUAACUUGUCUAGCUGUAAGGGUUUUGUUAGUAUAGAGAUAUUCAAGAUUUUUAUGAUCAGUAUAAACAACUAUAGGGUGUUUUGUAUCUUCAAGAAGAUGACGCCAAUUUUCAAAGGCGGCUUUAACACUUAACAAUUCUUUUUCACCAAUAGGAUAAUUUUUCUCAGCGGAGCUCAAGGAUCUUGAAAAGAAGGCAACUGGAU
Molecule: messenger RNA, 65280 nt
Organism: Pelobates cultripes (western spadefoot toad)
Lineage: Eukaryota; Metazoa; Chordata; Amphibia; Anura; Pelobatidae
Source: the annotation of a GenBank genome assembly